AUGGCCACAGCGGUACAGAACCCCCUCAAAUCGUAAGUACCUCACCUUUCCUGUGCCUUGGCGUUUUUUGUGUUUGUGCAUGCUGUCAGUGCAGUUAGAGACCCCUAAAUUCUCUGAUAUUUCUCAGCAUGACCACAGGCACAUCUAUACAUGCAAAGCAGAGAUAAUGUCAGCGGAUGCGAAUCAGCCCUGAAGAAAAGUUAAAUUUAAAGCUGACGAGGGGGUUCUGCUUUUUGGCAUGGGGGGAUUGUUUUGCGCUCCGAUGCAAGCCGUAUAAUUAUUUCCUUGAGCCAACAGCAGCGUGUGUGUGCAGGGAUAUGGAGGAAUGCUGGAGGUAGAUUUGGGUGACCCGGUAUGUCCCUUGCCAGUGUAGCCAGCCAAGAUCACGGUCAAAGCCGGGAUGGAGAGGCAGGCUGGCCGGGAGGCAGAUGGCUGUACAGUACCUGUGUGCACAUUUUUUAGGCAGAGGGGUAAACAGGUAGGCAGAAUGAGGCUCAGAGCUCAGGUUUAAGGCUGCAGCGUUACCUUUCCUGCCGGACCUUCCAAAAUAUACAGGCUGAGGUAAAUAGCAGCUGCACGGAAUCAACUCCGAGAGUUGCUCUCAUCUCCAGCGCCUAGAAUAAAGCCUAGAAUAAAAUCUCAUAUGAAAACCGGUGUUUUUAACUCAACCAGCAUUUCUAUAGACAUUUAUUUCCACUAUCGCUUUCUUAAACGUCCGGAUUUCCCUUUAAGUUUCCCAUGUGAUACUCCCCUUUGUGCAGGAUUUUGGGGCUCUUUUUUGUUUUUCGGAGACUGCUUUCAGCGGAAUGCAGACGCCUGCUGCUCGCCUGGGCUCCCGGCCAAAAAGGUGGCUGAUGUGCGUCUGUCAGUGGGUACUUACACAGAUUUCUCCGCGAAUAAAACCCCCCACAAUAGCUCCAGUAUAAACAUACAACCGAGGAGUGUCUGAGCUCUCCAAAGACCCGGCUUAGACAGUUAGAAACAAAGGAAAAGUCAGAGACCUGUGUGCAGAAGCAAGGGCGCGCAUCGGAUGCUGCUGCACAGGUUUCACCUGAGCAGGGAUGGGAUACAGACCGCCUGCCUCCCCGUCUGUCUGUCUGUAUGUCUGUCUGUUUGUCUGUCUGACUGACUGACUGACUGACUGUCAGCCUCUCAGAGAUGCAGACUCAGGCGACAUUUUCCUGCAAAUUCCAUGAAGGACCGGCCUGUACGUGCCCGCUUUGAAGAGCACUUCACAGGAGAGAGGAAGCAGGAAUGGUGCUGAUUGGGAAACUGUGCUCUGCCCUGAUUGAGUGUGAUGCUAUUUUAGUGUUCGCACCGUGCACACAUCCCUAUAAUACUGAGUUAGAACUGUGUGAAUGCCGCCGAUAUGGUUUGAUCAUGGUUUAAUGAGUUGGUAUCAGGUAAUGUUGAGUAAUGAGAGGACAGAGUCUGAGCAGGUGGACUGGACAGAGGCUGUAAUGUAGGACCUUUGAGCUCAGAGCUUCCUCCUCCUCCUCUUCCUUCUCUCUUCCAUGGGAUGCUCAUCCAAGCAGAGCCAAAGUGUGUCCAGAUUGCCCCCACAGGCCUUCGCUGACACCGUGUCAGGGUAUUAAAUUGGCUGAUUUGCAUUGAGUACAUAUAGAUGUGGUACCAGGAUGGAGUGAGAGGCCAGGUUAGGAUUACUUUAUUUUGCUAAGAGGAAUAAAGGAAGCCAGAAGUACUUUAAAGGAUUUGGUUUAAAAGGCUCAAGUCCAGAAACCAUGAAUAGUGCCAUCUUCUUUCAGUGGUGGUUCUGUAUUGAUUUAAUAGCUUAAAGUUGGACUUAGGAGGAAAACCCAAGCAUAAAACAAAGAUUCAGACCUGUAGAGAUGCUGGAUACCCCAUCUGACUCCAACAUCUGACUCUAUGUGCAAUAAUAAAGCUGAAUGUAUUUAUUACACAAGGCUACAGCAAUCGACUGCUUUCAACGUCUCACCAAGUGUAUAAAUGCCAUCGUUACGGCGUAUUGGGUUUAAGUACAUCCGAGUCGCCACACUGAGAAGAGGCCUUUAAAACAAGCCUUGCUAAUUAGCAUAUCUACAAACAAACUUGCUGUUAGGGACUUACAAAUUAAAGGCCUAUCCAGUAAAAUGUGCCAAACAAGCAGUGAAAUUUGGUUUCCUGUCAGUCCUAGUAGGCGAUUUGCUGUGUGCCUCAGAGUGUUUAAAGAGCUGGUACUGUGGAGGUAAAGUCGAGGAUGUCAAUAGUCCACAGGAGGAAAGUUUCAGAGUGUGAGGCAAAUGUGUGUUGGAGUAAUCCCAGGAUGAGACCGCAGGCGGCUGACAACUUUGUAGCCUGGCAACAGUGGAGAAGAGUACAGAAUGCUAGGUCUCAGAUAUCAGAUUUCAGAUAGGGUAGGAUUUCAGAUAGGGUUCUGGAAUGGUGGGUUCUGAAAUGAAGGGUUCCAGAAUAGUAGUUCCCGGAAAAUUUAGCUCUGGAAUUCUAAAUUCUUAAAUAUUGGAAUAUCAGAAUAUUUAGGAAUGCUGGGUUCAUGGAUUAUGGAUUAUAUUGUCUUUUUAUGUAUCUUGGAUGGGCUGAACUGAAAUGGGAAUUCCCCUUGUGGGACUGAUAAAGGAAUAUCAAUCAAUCAAUCAAUCAAUCAAUCAAUCAAGAUGCUGGGUUUCAGAAUGUUAUCUCCCGGAGUGCUGGAUCUUGGAAUGUUGAAUUGGAGGAUGCAGAAUUUUAGCACGCUGGGUCUCUGGGUUUUAGAUGUUGAGUUCCUGAAUGCUGGAUUCUGGAAUGCUGGGUUCUAGGAUACUGGGUUACGGAAAGCUGUUUUGCAGAAUGAUGGGUUCUGAAAUGUUGGGUUCCAUAAUGCCCUAUUUGGAAGGGUUGGGUUCUAGAAUGUACCCUGAUUUUAUGAAUCUAGGUUCUUGAAUACAAGGUUACAGAAUGCUGGGUUGUGGAAUUUGCAGAAUGCUGGUUUCCAGAAUGUUGGGUUGUGGAAUGUUGUGUUCCAGAAUGCCUUAUUUGGAAAGGUUGGGUUCUAGAAUGAUUUUAGAUUUUAUGAAUCUGGGUUCUUGAAUAAUAUUACUGGGUUGUGGAAUUCUUGGUUUCAAUAGCUGAGUUCUGAAAUGUUGAGUUUGAGAGUGUUGGGUUACAGGAAUGUGGGUUCUGGAAUUCUGUGUCCUGAAAUGUUUGAUUCCGGGAAUGCAAGGAUUUUGAAUGUCUGGAUGAGUAAUGUUGGGUUGCAGGUUUUCAAAAAUGUUAUGUUCCAGAAAGCUGGAUUCUGAAACAAUGGAUUCUGGAAUAGUGAGCUCUGGAAUGCUGAGUGUUUGAAUGUUAGGUUCUGAAGUAAAUGGUUCCAGAAUUUUGGAUUCUGAAACACUGGAUUCUAAAGUGUCAGGUUUGGAAUGCCAGUUUCAGAAUACUGGGUCCUGGAAUGUCACAUCUUGGAAUACUGGGUUCUGAGAUGCUUUGAAGUGUCUUAAAGAGACAGUAGCUUAAAAAAAGUGUUUCAGACUGAGGUUGAAAUAAAGGUUUUUGAACACACUAAUCUGAGACAAAUUAAGAAUUCAUUGAGCUCUCUGUCAUGUUAAACUACUCCUAGAUUUUUAAAAGGACAAUGAAAAACCUUAAGUUGAGUGUAAUUCCCCCUUUCUUUCAACCUGUGUUGAUUUUAGGCUGUAAAUAUGAAAACUUAACGGGUAUAUAUUCUGUUGAAAGCAGAUCCAGUUGUUGCCUGGCUAAGUGUCAGCGGGGCCUGCAGUUCUCAGUGCAGUGUGAUAGCUGGCUGAUGAGUGCAUGUGAUGAGUGUGUGUGGAAGUACAGUGGAGGGUUCAUCCGUGUGUAAAGACAAAUCAGUGAAGGAGAGAAGAGCUGGGCAUCCCUCUUUCCGUCUAUCUCUCUGCUGGAUUAGAGACCUGUUUAAUCUCUCUUCCUCUCCUUCUCCUCUGCUUCUGUCUCUUUUAUUCCACUCUGUCCUCCUAUCACCCCUGCUUUCCCCCUCCCUCCUUCUUCAUCACUUUCUUCAUCCAUCACUCCUUUUUUCGCCAUCACUCCUUUUGUUCAGCCAUUUCCUCUGUGACUCGCCCGCUCUCUCUCUUUUUUCCAUUUGCCGUCUUUUUCAGCCCCCAAACCAUCUGAGCUCUCCAAGUCGUUCAGGCUGCACCCUCACCUCACACUACCCCCAACCCCCACCCUCUACCUUCCACCCUCCAUCAUGGCUCUGUACAUUGUGAAGCAGGGCAUGUCGCCACUUUAAUAUUCAGCAAAAAGAAGUGUCUCUGCAUUUUGUUGGAUCCCUUAAAUUUGGCUUCUCAGAGUUGCUUUAGGUGGAUUUGCUGCAGAUUUGGACUAUCUACCGUUAGAAAGUGUUUAUAAUAUACUGUUUAUACUAAAUUAUACCACCUUUACUUUUGUGGCAUCAAAGAUUUUUCAAUUUUGAUGGUGCUGAAUGAACGUAAGUGAUGAAAUCUUCAAAUAAUGGAAUACCUUUUGGGAAAUGGAGCGUAAAGUUAAAUAAGGAGUAGAAAUUUGACUUUCGGACUCAAAUUUUGAAGGUGCAGGUGCCCAAAUUCAUCAAAAUGACUCGUGACGUGGUGUAUACUUCAGCUUUAUUACUUUUUUGUGCUGGUGAGGUGGCAGAUGUAGAUAAUAGUGUGCCGUGCUAUUGUGGCAGGGCCUAUAUAAUAUUAUUUCUGCCCUGCCUGACUGAGCCCAGCUAAAUGAGUUCUGUGUAAUAACCGGCUGUGUGUGCAAACAGCCCCACGUGAUGGUUGAAAACCACAGCCUGAGCAUCCAUUUCUAGACCUUUCUUUCUCCUCCAGUCUCUCCCUUUCAUUCCCUCACUCGCUCAUUUGUGCGGCAUCACUUGUGUGCGUUUCAGGACACACAAACACACACAUAGAUGCACACAGUUGCACUCCUUCAUUCUAGUUUCUGGUGCUCAGUCCUUCGUUUGGAGUGAGCCUGAGGUCUGAUGUUUUUAGGGGUGUUUCGUUUUUUCAGUUAUUCUUUUCAUCAUCCUCUUAUUUAGACUUUCUAUGUGUUUUACUUCCUGUUUUUUUUUUUUUUAAAGAAGAUAGGAUGGAGAGAGAAUGAGAAAAAGAGAGAGACAUAGAUAAGUAUUUUUAGCUCUAUGACCUAUUUCUCCAGUGCUACCUAACUGACUGACAGUCAGCUCCACUGCUUUGGGACCUUGCAUGACUUUAAGCCAGGAUAUUUGGAAUUUGUAGUUCUUUUUGCCUGCAAGUUGUAGUCCAAAUGUAGAGUGUGGAAAGAAUUCAGCAACCGAAAAUAAUUCUCUUCUUUCCUCAGCAGUUUCCUCCCUUGUCAUUCCCUAUUUAUAUUAUUUCCAGUGUCUUUGCGUGUCCAGUGCAUCCCUAUCUUGGACUUCUCAAGGGUGGAGUCAACACAAACCAAUGACUGCUUCUCUCUGCAGCACUUUAAUAAGGAUGCAGACUGGAGGGGGGGUUAAGAAAAAGCACGCACGCACUCGCACACAUGCACUCACACGUGCACACCAAGAUUCAGAGGUAGGGAAUCCAUCCACAUAAUAAGAGGCCAAGUGCAGUGGUGAUAAAUCUCACCUGAAGGAGCUGUUCGGAGGCAGAUUGCCUUACCCUGAUGUACUGCCCUCAAUACCCACUGCAGCUAUAGCUACCGAAUAUAUAUACACCCACACACAUAGACUGGGAGGAAUGCACAAACAGAUAUUUAUGCAUGCAUAAAUAGGUGUGCACUAUUUCUGAGUGUGCAUGCAUUUGCAGACAGAAACAGGAAAACAGAACAUGCACAUAUGAGGGUGAUCACAGUUUUAUAGUGACUCCAGAAUAACCACACCCAGUGGACAACCAGGGACACACUCAGGAAAUGAGAUGUAACUCUUCAUUACGAUCACACACAGCAGGUAACACAAAGUUCUGACAGAGAUGGCAUGUUUGUAGCCUGGCUCUGCCUCGGUUUACCUUCCUCACUCCGCCUGUCUGCCCGUCAGAUCUCUCCAUGUUCAAAUAUGCAAGCAGUCAGUCAUAGAAACACACAUUCAAACACACAUACAUACUCACAUGCCCAGAUGCAUUGCUGUGACAGCAAUUUGUGUAAACUGACGUUUUCCAGCUGGUAGUGUGGCAGACGUCCCCCUCUACACACACAGAUACACACUCCUUUCUGUCCAUCUGUCUGUCUGUCUGUCAAUGUCACAGCGAGUGUGUGGCCUCUUUGUCUUUGUGACUGACAUGAACUCUGUCACCACACACACAUUUAGUGUGUCUCUAUCUGUUUUCCUUAAGCUAGGCUGGAGCUGGACCUCUCUGAUGUGUGUCCAGUGGGUCUGAAGGUUUCCCCAUUUUACUGUACAGUUUAAAUUAUUUUAAGUGCUGCAGGAGCAGCCUGUGACAAAUGAGAAGAGUGAAUAUUUUAGUUUUGUUCUCCAAAAAAGAACUACUGUUUACGACAGACAAAGAUGAUACACAUCAUUGUUUCUCUUAAAUGAUUCAAGAACAGUAUCCUGCAUCCAACAUCUCAGUGUGUCACUGUUUUCACUCCUUUUGGUUACAGUAUCUCAAACCAUUGUUAAUGAAAAACUAUCAACGAUUUUAUGAAUGUAGGAAUCAAAAUAGAAGUAAAAUUGUAAGAAUAAGGAUGCAUCUAUCUAUCUAUCUAUCUAUCUAUCUAUCUAUCUAUCUAUCUAUCUAUCUAUCUAUCUAUUGUAGAUAUAUUAUAAAUAAAGCAGGCAUGAAUAGAUGAUGUAAUGUUUGUUGCUAUUCAAAGAUAUGAAAAUAUAUAAUGUAAAAAUGUAUAGAUUUAUAUCAAAAUAUACAGAUCAAUGAUAAGAUAGUACUAUCAAUGAUAACAUUCCAAAAUUAAAAUUAACAUAGAAACAUACAUACGUAGAUAACAAAAUAACAAGAUAUGAAGUUAUUAAAAAAAGUGAUUAAUAUAUUUACAUAAACAGUAUAAAGUGUGUAAAGGACAUUAUUUACAAAAAAAGUAAGACAUAUGAAUGUAUACUUAAUAUAAAGAAUAAAGCCAUUUAUGUAUAUUAGAUAGAUAGAUAGAUAGAUAGAUAGAUAGAUAGAUAGACUGUAUGUGUAUAUUUAUAUGCACAUAUACACAUUUAUACCUGUAAAUGUAUAAUACUUAUGUAUAUAUAUAUAUGUAUAUAUACAUAUAAAUAUAUUUAUAUAUAUAUACACACACACAUAUAUGUUUAUAUAUAUAUAUAUAUACAUAUAUAUAUAUAUAUAUAGAGAGAGAGAGAGAGAGAGGGAUUGUUCAGAAGCCACAUAGACACACAUGCACCCACAAACAUAUUCACACAUCAGGAGAAAAAGGAAAAAAAGAAAAAAUAUUUUCUUCCAGAGUGUGUGAGAGAGAGAGAAAGAGUGAAGAAAUUGAAUUGAGGGUGGUGCGGAUGGGGGAGGAGGUGGGGGGGGGGGGGGUGGGGGGGGGGGGGGAAUCGUAAGGGUGAUAUUGCAUAGUUUAAUCUGUUGAGUUCAGCCAUGGAAGGGUUUGGUCGGGGGGAGGGGAGAAACAGUACAGCAGCAGGCUGCCUGAUAUUACUUCUCCACUGUGCACACAAAGCUCCACAGGCCAGGGCACUUUGAUAUGUGUGUGUGUGUGUGUGUGUGUGUGUGUGUGUGUGUGUGUGUGUGUGUGUGUGUGUGUGUGUGUGUGUGUGUGUGAGAGAGAGUAUGUGCAAGUGUUUGUGUGUGAGAACCUGCACAGAUGGACAAUGGUGAAUGAGACAGGUGUGUGGACCAGGUGUACGGACUUGAUUAUGUAGGCACGAGUGUUUUAACAGGCUUAAAUCUUAAGCAUACACAGAGCUAACAGCCUCAGUCUGCAGCAUUUGCUAACAAAUCUCAAGUGCAAAUCAUGCUCAUACAGUCUGCCCUCAGCCCUCAUGAAGCCAUUUACAUGUGAACUACUUUGGCUCCUUCCAGUUUAAUUACCUACUCCCACCCUGCUGGAGACCAGCGCUGAAAUGAAGUCCUUUGUUGGCGUUUUUUGUAAUUGUGCACUCAUUUUCAUGAUUUCCUCAUAUUUCUCACCGGCUUCUCCAAUGAUGUAAUUUCACCUCUAGGGGGAGCCCUCUGUUUCUAUUUUGGUUUGGGAACCAGCUAAUUGGUGUGGUUAAUUGCAGUGUAACCAGAAACUGCUGCCGGCAGUGUGAACGUGUGUGUUCAUGUGUGUGUUUUUCAGAAUAUGUGUGCAGUGGACAGAGACUCAGUGUGUGCUGAAGUGGACUGACUCUGCUGGAUGGGACUUGAGGGAUCACCCAGAGAUUCAGACAAUAGCUUACCCUGGGUGGGCCUGUGGGGUGGCAGUGCAGUUAAGGAACGCUGUACGUCUGCUGCCUGUCAGAAGCACGAAUGUGUGUGUUUGUGUGAGUGUGAGUGUGUGUGUGUUCUUAGUUUUUCAGUGUUUUCAUGGAGCCCUCUCCCUCCCUGCUGUUUGCUAAGUGCAGGCUGAGGCAGACAGCUCAAUGUGGGCUCAGGAUUCACACUCACACUCACACUACAUGCUGUUGGCACUCUCGCUCCUUUUCUUUAUCAAAUCUUGACUCAGUGUGUGUGUGUGUGUGUGUGUGUGUGUGUGUGUGUGUGUGUAGGGAUUCAUUAAGGAAUAUUUUACACUUGCACAAAGUUACCUCUCUGGUAUUUUUUCUGCACACCUCCCCACAGUUCAGUAUUCAGGAGCAUGUUUCUGUUGCUCUGCUGUGUGUGUGCACGUGCAUGCAUGAGUUCAGGUGUCCUUUCCAGUUUCUGUGCCCUUGCUCAGUGCAGGCCUGAUUGUCAUUUCCAUCAUGUCUGCCUGGAUGUUUUUGGUAGUCAGCUCUGGUCUGUUGGGGAGUUGGCACUUUGCCAGGUAAUUCCUAAAGCUGCUGGUAUAUCUCCCUGCGCCACAAUGUCUGUGUGCAUCAAUUGAUAACAAAUAUAGCUGUAAUCCACCUGAAAUAGAAGCAAUUUGAUGAUUCUUGGAAAACAAAAAUGAUUAAAAUUUCAAAUUUAGCUCUAAUGCCAAAAGAGGCAUUUACCCACAGUUUGUGUGUGUGUGUCUGUGUUGGUGCAGCCAGUGUGGAGCUCUCCUCAUCGACUGUGUGGUUCGAUGAUGGGCAGUUUGGUUUCCCUGUGCCUCUGCCUGCGGUUUGUGUUUUCAGUAGCUGCUCGGUCGGUAGGAUCGCUGUGGCCACAGGCCAGAGUGAUGCAGCUAUGAGAGUUUCCCCACAUCGCUGAGGAAAACCCUCCAUUUCAGUUCAUUCAGUGUCUUAUCCUUUUCUGUUACUGCUUGUUUACUUCCUUGCUGUUAGAUGAUGUAUAAGAUAGGGAUGUGCUUGUUUGGCAGACUCACAGAUUAAAAGUUUUCACCUUCAUUAGUCUGCAGCGUUACUUCAGAAUUACUCGGUUUGAAAAAUCUUUGAUAUUCUUAUUAUUGUAGGCUCAAAACGCUGGUCAUGUUGUAUCUUAGCUACAGAAUAGCCUCAACUCUGGUUAAGUGCUGCUGCCCAAAUGCUGUGAUGCUUUACCAUCCAGAUGUAAACAAGCACCGAUGCAAUGGGCAACUGGCACAGACAUGCAAGUGUUGACCCGCCAGAAAGACUGUAAGCUCAGCUCGUGUUAACCACACGCUGCAAGUCCAUUUUUAGUUGAUAGAUUUUAGGGCAUUUUCACCUUUAUAAGUAAGGGCAAGUGAGGAAAUAUUGAAACUAUGACGAGCAGGGGAAGACAUGCAACAUGCAAAGAGUCUCAGCCAGGAAAUGAACCAGCAGCUGCCAGGACGUAGACUACAGCUCCUAUACAGCAGUGCCUUAACAGCUAGGCUAUCAGCGCCCCAGUGCAAACCAGUUUGAUAUUGUUUACAUGCAACUGUGAAAUCCAGUCCGACCAUUUCCUGAAGUUCAGUGAAAGACUGAUUUCAGAAGAGAAGUGACAGCUCUCAGAUGAGGUCUCAGAUCUAAACAAGAGCCCAAUGUCAAAAGUUUGUACAUGAAGAAACACAAACUUGUGAGAGAAAGGUGAAAAUGGAAGUUCAUUGUUAUCUUUUGGAUAUGUUUCUAUGUAAACAGCUUUUAAGCUGAGCUAAUGCUAAAGCCGUUUUGAUUAGAAAAGGUUUAUUUCUUUGCUGACUUGGUUACCUCUUUGUUUUAACACAAACAGAGGCAGUAAAUUAGAAUUAGAUCUAAAAGCUGGCAAUCAAUAUUCAUGGGCUUACAUAAAUUUUUGUUGAAGGUGAAUUUUGGUUUUCGUUGGGAAAAUUGUGUUUGCAGCCAUCUUUGAACAACAAGUAAUGAAAUGUCACGAAGCUACGGAUUGUGGCUCUGUUUUUACAGGCUUUCCUCUUCUUGCCUAUUUCCUCUCUCUUGGUCAUCUUCUGUCCUCCGCCCAUCACACUCCCCUUCUCUCCUUCUCCGAGAGUCUUCUCCAAACUUUUUCUUUCCGUACCUCUCAUCCUUGGCCUCGAGUGCCUGAUCCCUCCUCCCGCUCAAGCCUCCAAACAGGCAAACAGUCAUGCAGCUCUCCUAUCUCAAUAUAAUGAGAUUGGGAGCACCGAAAUUGAAAGAAGCCAUUUUCUACAGCUGUCAACUUAUUAUCGAGGAGGGACUGACUUAUUCCAGAGAAGAGGGAGGGGUGGAGGUGAUGGAGGGAUGGAGAGUUUGAAGUGAGGAGGUGUAGGGGUGAGCUGUUUUACAUUUUGAAUGUUUUCUCUUUUUUUCUGCUCUGGUUUCUCAGUCCGGUCACUCCUGCAGCCUUGAAGUCUUUCUAUCCACCAUGAGUGUUUCAGAGUGUUUGGGGAUCUUUUAAACUGUUAGAGUGUUUAUUCUCUCUCUUUUUGACCAUUUACCUGCAAUCAUGAGGUUUGUUUGUACCUGAGGGGAAGGUAGCCUCUUUCUUUUGUCCACCUUUGCUGGAGAUCAACUGAUUUUUGUUUAUUUUAAAUUUGAAGAGGGUAACUGGCACAAUACUACAGCAGAGUGAAUUUCUGGUGCAGCAAAGAGGGAUAUUCCAGCGUAAAUGUAAGUUAUGGUCAAACACACCAAAACACGAAAUUAGACACCCCCUCCAGAGAUGAAUGUUGCCAACUGCUUGCUUCUCUAGUUAUACCAACUUUAGUAAUGACCGCACAAUAGCAAUACACAGCGGUCUACGUCUCCAUGCACAAACCUCAAUCAAAAACCACUCUAUAGCCACAAAUAAUGCUCAGAACAGCACCGAACUUCAUCAACAGUACAUAUAGGGUUCCAGCCAUAGUACUAGCCAUCAAACAUCUUUUUAGCUUUGCCUGGUUUCUUUAGUGGAGAGACCAAACACAACUCACCCACUCUCCUCCAGCAGCUGCUUGUUUGUGAGUGAGUCCUGAUGAGUUGAUCACGGAUUGCAGCGGAGUUUCGCAGCUCAAGGAAGAACAUUCAUGAUUAUUACUUCAUGGAAAUGCAAUCAGAGUUCUUGUGUAUCUUGUAUGUGCACUACAGAUGCGGUAGUUUUUCUGCCUAAGUGUCUCAGUCUGAUUGCAUCAUCAUUAAGUAGUAAUCAUAAAUUUUCCGCUGCACUCAGUGAUCGACUCGUCAGUGCGUGGAGACGUAGACCACAGUGUAUUGCUGGUCAUUGCUGAAGUUGGUAUAACAAGAGAAGCAAGCAGUCGGCAACAUUCAUCUCUUGAGGGGGUUUCUAACUCGGUGUUGUGGUGUGUUUGACCAUAACUAAAAUUUAUGCCGGAACAUCCCUUUAAAAUACGUACAGGAGCAUAAAAAAAGUGCAAUAAUUCCAUCAGUUAUUUAAGAAAAUAAAAGUUUAAUAACUUACAGAGUCAGUUUACAAAAAAAUAGAAUUUAUCAAGCAGUUUUAUAUUUUAUUUUUGAUCACUAUGGUCUACAUCUCAAAAUAUGGGACUAUUUCAUCUUUAGCUUGUGCAAAAUAAAUUAUAUGAACAGUAUAUAUAAAAUAUCUCUGGGCCUAGUUUCGUACAUGCAACCACAACCAAGGGGCGAGCAAGCAACAGGGAUAACUGCAGCCCUUAUGAAAACUGUCAACAAAAGCAGAAUCAGGCACCUGCCCACAGCGCCAAAACUCCCACCAAAUGGUUUGCUGAUCAUGAUCUUACUGCACUUGAUUUUCCAGCUAUCCAGUCUGAGCUCAACCUCAUACAGAAUCUGUGGAAUAUUUGUCAAGAAGAAGACAAGAAACUGCAGAUUCAAAACAGACCAGCUAAAGCCGCUAUCAAAGCUAAUCAAGCUUCAGUAGCAUCUCAUUAGAGCUACAGACUAAUGCUACAGACCUCCAUGCCAAGUCACGUUGAAGCAGAAAUCUAUGAGGAAUACCUAAAAAGAACUUUGUGAUGAUAUUUUGAUUUCUUUACAUGGAUGGGUAGUGCACAGCACUUGCAGCAGGCACUGGGAUGUACACAGUCGCAUUGUCUCCAGCAGAAGGCUGCAGCUCAUUCUCAGUGACACGUUAUCAGACAUGAGCACAGCAUGGCCCACAUAUUGACGUCUUAAUCACAACCUUUAAAUGUCACACGUCCAGCCCAGACCUGUAAGGUUGCAGAGAAGGUUUGGAGGUUUUGAAGAUGCUGUGCACAAGCUGUCAGUGUGCAGGAGCAUCCGCGGGAAUCUGAUGGUAAAGCAGACUGUCCUAACUUACAACAAGAAGGGUUGAUUUCUUCAAUUACAUUUACUCAUCAGAGAUCUAACCCCAGUCAUUUUGAUAGAGUUGAGUAAUUUAUGACAGUUCACAUUAUUCAGCAUUUUAGCAGUAUGCAUCAAUGUAAAUAUGGCUGAAUUAGUACAAUAGCUGAAUAUCCUUUGUAGUCUGCAGUAAAACAAAUGACAGACCCUCAUGGUAGAAACUGGCUAAAAUGAAACAAGGGCCCAAAGUUGCCAGGAAAAUUAAAUUUGAAGGGUUUAAACUGCAAGUAAGCUUCUUUUAGAAUCUGUUUACUUUUUUGGUUUACCAGCUCUAUUUUUAUAUUUGUCAUGUCUGGUGUGCUUUUGUUGCUGAUUUGCAACCCCUAACAGAUCAUCUCUGCUGUACACAACACCGCUGGUUCUCACCAAAACAUGCAGCAUAAAAUGAGACCAUAUGCUUGUUUCUACCUGAUGAAAAAUCCAACAAAACAUGCAUGUUCUAGUACAAUCCUAUCAAUUAAUUAUUCGAUACUCUAUUAAUUGUUACAAUCUUUAAAAAAAACCAGUAAAAUGAUGCCACUCAUAGGACUCAUAGGAUGAUAAUUUUAUUUAUUUUUUAUGUAAUGAGUAUUUCCUUAAAAUCUGUCUUUGCUAGAUUGUUCAGAUUGAGCAAAGGCCUAAGCAUUGAUAUGCAUUUUAAAAACUUAAUUCUUACUUUUACCCCAAACAUAACGCCACAGACUUAAUGCUAAGGCAUUAAAAACUAUUCCAGCUUUGCUUUUUGAUGCACAACAUUUUGUUUCUUUGCAUGGCAGACUUUUUGAGCUGUAGCCUGUAGGUUGCAAACUUCUGCAAGACAACCGGUUGACUGAGAGACAGUUUUUAGCUUGUGGCCUUCACCGGGGAGUAGCUGUAAGGUAUUUAAUUAAAAGUGAGCUUCACUGAUUUCACAAACCAAAGUCUGUUUACAUGUUUUUGGGAGCCGUGCCGUGUGUGUGAACAGCUGUAUGAAGCCUUUUGUGGCUCCAGAGGGAGCUCAGUGAAAUCAGAUAAUAUGUGUCAAGUGUUGUCACUUGAGUCUGUGAUGGUUCUGGCUUGAGGCAGCAAAUAUGAAAAUAAAAAAUGAUAAUCCAGGAGUGUCAGGCUGGAAAGUAGAGAGCCUAUCAAACCUCUGAAGCCCAUUCCUCAUCUCAGCUGGAGGCUAGCAGCUUGGGGCUACAUUAGCUCCUGCUAGCACAACAGAAAUUCUACUCAACCUGCAGUGUUGUCUGUCAAGUUGCAUGGUGGGUAAUGCUGCAAAAAUGGUUUUGACAAGAAGAUAAGACACUUAAGAUAUGACAGAAAUUAUCCAUGAUUCUGCUGAAAAUAGAAACAUUUAUCAGAUAUGAUGGAACUGGAUUCAUCUUUGCUGCCAUCGCACAGUGCAUGCACUGAAAAACUCAAUGCAGUUCAGCGUCUAACCCCAAGUGUAAAUAAACUUAGUGGUGUUUCAUGAAGUGCAAACAGACAUACAGUAUGUGCAGAACUGUAACAGAUUGAAAGUCACUUAAUUUGUACAGAAGCAGAUUAAAUAAGAAUAAAUAAUGAAAAAAAAGUUUCAUGUUUACAAUGUUAGGAUAUGCAUAUACUUAUAAUUUAAUUCAAGCAUGUAAUAAGGCUUGAAAUAAUAAAAUUAACACUGCCAGUGUAACGGUUGGAGUAGAGACAAUGUUUCCCGGAGACAUGAGCCAGUCAUGUUAUUGUCAUGGUAACAGGGAGAAAGUUGCCAGAUUACAUGCUGAUUUAUUAAUCCACAACACAGACAUCUGCUCAGUCAUAGACUGUAUAUAGAAUGGGUGCCGUCUGUCUCCUCACUGGGUGAAGCCUCCGCGAGAACAGCACCCUCUGGUGAUGGGCUGCAGUAUAGGUCAUAAAUCCCACCUCCUCCCGCAAACUUAAUGGGGUUGAGGAAAAACUUAAGAAAUUAAUUACACAGAAUAUACAUUUUUCUUCCUGCUGGUUGCAAUGUUGACCUGUAGUUACUACAAGACUGGUUCGUGCUCAAGUCCUCUUUUUUCUGUGCAGCUCCUUUGUUAAAAGUUAUUAUUGAUAAAACUGUUAUGUAUCUGUUCAAAUAUUUCUGUUUCCUUUUGUAUGUGUUAUUUUUAACUAUGAAGUGGCUAGGAAAUUUGCCUAUCGGUUUAUACAACUUAUGAAUAUGCAAGGAUAGUUUAUGAUAACCAGCAUUAUCUAUCCUAACGUUACGAUUUGAUUUAAUAGAUUUAAUAACAAAUAAUAAUUAAUUUAAUAAUAAAUUAACCACUAACACAUUGGAAAAACUGCAUAGAGCUGAUCCAUAGAUUUACAAGCAGCAGCUGCACUGUGAGUGCGAGCUUUGCUUUUGGCUCUGCACUGUAUCUGUCAAUGUGUGUGUGUGUGCAACUGUAGUUUAGUGUGUCCUGUAUCUACUGUCUGUGCAGCAGUGUGACCUUGAUGUCUGCUCUCAGCAGGAAGACACUAGAGAGGAGUGAUUAACAGGAGAGAGACAAGGAGGAGGGAGAGAUGUGUGAAGCGAGAUGAAAAUCAAACCAAAAACAAGAAGAGGAAGAAGGAGAAGAAUAAGAAGAAGUGUAGCAGGAGAUGGACUGACUGCAAAAGUUAAAUAUGUAAAAACAGGGAGAGGGAAAGAGAGAAGGGGGGAUUUGAGAGAAUGAGAAGAGGAGAGGAGGAGUGACUCACCAAAUGUCUUUUGUCUUUUUUGUCUUCUCUCUGCAGGCAAUCUGGAGGUGCAGUCAUCAAGAACAGGUAAGAAGGAGGAAGAGGGAUGGGGGAGAGAGGGGGGAUAUUACACUGAAUGAUAAUCAAACUCACACCUGCACAGGUGUAAAGAUACAGUGCAUGAGCUACCCUCACGCUGGAAGAUGUGUUAAAUGUGCAGAUGUUCUGCAUGUGUGUGAGUGAGACUGUGUGUGUGUGUGUGUGUGUGUGUGUUUGUGUGUGGUUUUAACAGUGUGUGGUUGCCAGCUCGUCCACCGUGACCCAGGUUAAUAGGACUGAGCAUCUCUGCGGCCUACACACACACAUUCACACACAUACACAUGCUGCCCUUGACUUUCCACUUGAUGCCCCUCUGACUUACACACAUGCACAUACCUGAAGAGGUGUGUGCAGUUUGAAGGCUACACACAAACACACACACUACACACGGACACUUACAAAUUAAAACCUGAAAGAACCUGACCGGAUUUCACAGAGAAAUCUCCAUCUGUCGUGGAAGUCAUCACAUUUUACUCAUUUUAGCAGUGAUUUUAAGCGUGAUCUCACAUUUGAGUGAAAAUGAAUGUAUUACAGUCGGGUUUAUCACAGUUCAAAUGAAUUUAAAGACAAAAUUAAAUGAUCAUAAAUGAAUUAAAGACAGAAAUUUAACUCUGUCUAAUGUCUGCAUCCAGGGUUGUCGUGCAUCAGUCAGCUACAUCAGCAGUGAGGGUCACUUUGCUGCACAGUCUCAGUUUUAAGUAUGUGCUGUCCCCAUUUUGAGGUUUAAAGCUGCUCCCUUUAUAAUAGCUAAACUCAGGGGCUGCAUCCUCAGAAUGGUGCAUAUGAAGACUGAUUGCACCACAGAGGCACAAUUCAUACUGCAUGACAAUGAUUGGUAUUAAAGAGUAUUUAUCCAUGCAGAGUGCAAUAAACAGGCAGCCCUGCCACAAGCCAAUAAGACCUCCAGGAAAACUUCUCUUGUUCUGCAGACGAUGUGAGAGACGCUGCCCUCUGUUAGGAGGUUUAAAGCUUCCUGUUGCAGACUUGAAAGAUUGUUUUGCAUUUUUGACAAUGCCAUUGGUGGUAUUUUAUGUUGCUUAAUGCUGUAUAUUUAUGCUUGUUAAGCUCAUUAGUUUGCUACCUGUUGCUGUGAGACAGAUGUGGCUCUAUGUGAUGCAAGUGUAAGGUCAGGAAGAGCAGGUGUCAACAGAAAUCCCCCUGAAGACCACACCAGCUCACUUCUGUUGAGCCUGAACAGUCUGAGCAUGUUUGAAGGGUCCUGACCCUGACACGGGGACCAGGAGAUGUCUGUAAACCUCAUUGCUCACCCCAUGUACAUUAACCAGACUGCCUGCAGUGUCUGCAGACAUGAGUUGGUCUUUUACUUCUAUUUUUGGUUAAUUUGAACAGUUUUUGGUUAAAAUUAAUGUUGAGAGUAAUUUCAGUGAUUUGGUUUUUAAAUUAAGAUUCAGGAUUUGUUAAUGUUGGUACAGAAACAGCUCAUUGAAAUGUCCCUUCACUUUGAAACUCAGAGGACUUUCUCAUGCUUUUACUUUUUAUAAAUUAAUUAAAGCAAAGCAGCUGAAGCAGUCACACGUUUCUGUGUGUACUUGUUCAACCUCUUCAUAAACAGACAAAAAUAUUUUGUCAUGUUCAGUUUAAUGUUGGACUUCUGUCUUUGACCUUUGACCCUUACACUCCCUCCUCUUGUAUAUUUCCCUCCUACUCCUCUCUAUCUCCUCUCUCAGUCUUGGUGAGGAGUUCUAUAAGGAGGCCAUUGAACACUGUCGCAGCUAUAAUGCCCGUCUGUGCGCCGAACGCUCCAUGCGGCUCCCCUUCCUGGACUCCCAGACCGGCGUGGCCCAGAGCAACUGUUACAUCUGGAUGGAGAAGAACCACCGUGGACCAGGUGUGUGUUCGAUACCUGAGCAGGAUAAAGCAGAAAGAGCACUCAGGAGGGCUCUUUGUGUGUGUUUGUGGUUUUGCCAGCUGUUGAGCUACAGAAACAUUCCUCUCCAGCCAUUUUAUCAGCAGCCUCCUUCUUUCCUUUCCUCUCUCCUCUCCCUCAGUUCUUCCUCCUCUCUCCCAGGCCUCCUCUCUUUCACACCUCCAUGUCUUUUUUACUUUCCCAAAGGGUGUUUCCUCACCGCUCUCUCUGUCUCUGUAACAGCAGUGUGUUUUGGCAGUGAAUCAGACACCCCUGUAGGCGACGAUACGCCGCUGGCACCAGCUAUUCUACAGAGAGUGUGUGAGCAUGUGAGUGUAUGAGCGUGUGCGUUUUUGUGUUUGUGUGUGUGUGGUAAUGUUCUGAGUUUAUAGACUUUGCCUGGUUUCUGUUUGAACAAUGCUUUUGUUUCCUUGUUACUUUUAAGUUAUAGCUUUCUUUUUCUUUGUUGUUUUUGGUUUAGUUUUUUUUUAUCACUCGGUUUAUUAAACUUUUAACUAAUUUAUACUUUUAUCAUGUAUUUUUUAUCAGCUGUGUAAUUUCACACAAAGUUUGAUACACAGAAAAAAAGUUGGAUUUAUUUACACAAUUUGUGCUACAACAACAGAGAAAUGUCCACUGAUCACAUUUAAUGAGCCAUGUGAGUGAAGACCAAAUAUUCUGAAAUUAUUAUUCCAAUUGAUUAAAUUUUUAUAGUAUCGUACAGCAUAAAUAUAUACCUAUCACACGAUGAAAACUAAAAAGUUAUGCAAACAGUAAACUUCACUUGAACUCUCUGCUGUUUACUGUUGAAUUUUAACUCAAACUCUUAGAGCACCUGUGAGAAACUUUGUAUCAUUUUGAUUUUGGCGCCCCUUGUGGACAAAGACGAUCUUGUCAGUGAUGAUCUCGUAACUUUUGGAUAUCAUAAAAAGUCAUCAACAGAAAGUUUACGGAAAACUGCCCACAGCUGAGACAAUAAUCUUCUUUUGUAAAAGUGAUGAAUGGCUCAUGUAUAACACAACUUUUAAAUGAGUUUGAAAUCAUCUUCCUCAGAGUUCAUAAUCGUAGCUAAACCAGGACACAGGCUCACUUACUCUUUAAGAUGGCACACACGCUGUUAAGAUCAGAGACUGUAGUGUACUCAUUUGGGGUCUGAAUCUCUCCCUAAUAAGCUGAUCCAGUUUCAGUUUGAUUUGGAUUUGAUCCUUCAUGACCAAGACUUGAUCCAAUGAUGAGUCACAUAAAUAGAGAAUGAUUCAGUUCAAUUCGGUUCAAUGUAAAUGGAUCAUUAAAUCCAGAGUAAAUCUUGAAGUCACAAUGUAACUGAGAAGUAAAUAAAGAUGUUUUUGUCAGCCUAAAUAACAUCUUUGAUUUGAUUAUUAUUUUAUUGAAAUUGAGUUAAAGAGAAAAGCCUCACUGGGAUUAAAAGGGUCUUACAGAGUGUCCUGACUUAGACAAGCAGCAACAAAGUCAGACUGACAACAACAUACAGAGGAGCAUGUGACAAAUAAGGACCUGCAGUGAUUUUGUCUCCAUGUAGAUGAUGCAGACCAGCAGACUGAAGCAUACAGAGAGCAGUGAGGAGUUGGAGAGUGAAGGAUUGUAAUAAACCUCAGUGCUCUCUGCUCAGUGUUUUCUAACACAGAUUUAAGCUCAUAGCCAUCACUCCAACAUCAGGGUAAGGUGGCAAUAAAACAGGCUGUGACUGUUAUUACAUGAAGAUGCUUGGUGCUGCUCAGGCUGCAGACGCAGUCUGGUUUCAUGAUGCAAAACAUUGACAAAAAAAAAAAACAUUUGGAUUUCCAUUUAAAGAGUGACACACAUGUAAAGAAGGAGUGAAUACAGGUUUGCAAAAAGACUCCCUCAUUCAAUCUGACUUUUAUUUGUGUCGUAAUGGUUACUGGCUGUUUAUUUGAUAUGGAUUCAGUUGAUCUAAUUUAAUGCAGAGUUGAAAUAACAGUACUCAUACCCCGGAUCAUGUGACCAUCUCUUUUACUAAACAAACAUUUUUUUUCUGUGAUUUAUAGUUGUGAGAUUUUAAACCAAGUUGGACAUCUGUCUGUGUUUCAGGUCACGCUCCAGGUCAGCUGUACACAUACCCAGCUCGCUGCUGGCGUAAGAAGAGACGGCUAAACAUCCUGGAGGACCCACGGCUUGUACCCAUUGAAUUUAAGAUUGGUAAUAUAAAGAACUCUUUAUGCUGCAUUUGGCCUUUUACAGAUGGGACUGAUAUAAAAGAGAGCAGGGGAUGACACAGAGCAAAGGGUGAAAAUGGCUAAUGGAACAAAAGCUAAUGUAUGCUAACGCCUUGGUCGUUUUCUGUCAAGGCUAAACUUUUGGGUCAUUACAUAUCUACACAGCUGUGUAAGAGGAAACAUCCCCGAGCUGUGUCUAACUCAAUAACAGAGGAAAGAAGCCAGAACAAAUGAUUUCAGACAGAGGCUGAGGAGAAAAUGUGAAAAAAAAGUAUUUUCUGGAAAUCCAGGACCCCUCCCAAAAUCAUUAACUAAUAAUUGGAUGGAUUGCAGAUGAUAACUCAAGCUCUGCAGAAGCUGAUAUCAUUUUUUUUUGCACUGUCAUAAAUAAGUUUAGUUUCCUUGGGGCGCCGUCAGCCCGGCUGAGCAUGUCAGCGUGAGUGUGAGAUCUCUGCUGCUUUCUGAUUGUUGCUGUCUUGCUCACCAGACUAUGAGGCUUCUCUAAAGAAAGAGGGGGGCAUCCCAGACGGUCCUGUGCUGGAGUCGCUGCUCGCUGGGGAAACCCUGGACAAGAAGGUGGAAACCAAGGAGGAGGAGCCAAUGAGCGAGUGCCAGGUGAGACUCUGGUUUUGAGUUUUCUCUCUCUCUCCCUCUUCAUCACUCUCUCGUUCUCUGGUCUUGUUUUUGUCCCGUUUCAGGCUGUCUUUCUGUCAGUGUUUGUCCUUUGUCUCUCUGAGUGAGUUCUGGCAGUGACACACACUCCUGACGCUCUGAUAACUCCCUCCUGGCAUUGUGUGUGUGUGCGUGUGUGCGUGUGUGCGCGUGUGUGUGAUUGCACUGAAGCCACACUUGAUGUCUUACAGAGUUUGUACUCUACAGUGAAAAGCUGUUUGAAGGACAUUUCAGGGAAGCUAGUAUGCCUCUUUGCUUGUUGUCAACCUUCACAGUAAGAGUCUGAACUUUGGUGUAUUGUGACUCAGAAAAGACCAAAGUCCUGAAAUUUCCCUGAAUCUGUUUCCAGCAGCCAAGAAAUAUCUAGAAAAGGACAUUUAUGUUGUCCUUUAUAAAUCCUUAAAUUUUCAGUGACUUCUUCAGUCACUGCAGUGAACACUACUGUUACCUCCUAUACGCAUGCAAAGAUGGUAUUUACAGUUACUUUAAAGUGACACUAUGAUCGACUGUGGAACCAGCAGUCAGACCAGUAUCUCCUCUAACCCUGCAUCCCUCCAUUAUUAUUAAUUGUCAGUGCAUGACUGUGCCCCGCUAACAUGACACUCCAGAAAUAACUUAAUAUAUUCUGUUAUUUCUACCUUUCUUUCUUGCUUGUUUUUUUUAUCUCACUAGCUUUCCUUCCUAUUUUCUCACUUACUACAUCACAUACUAACUUAUUCACUUUAUCAACAUUGACACACUUUCCCACUUCCCUACAUACUUUCUUAGUGACUUACAGACUGGUGUCCCUGUUUACUUCCAAACUAACGUAUUACUUAAUUGCAUAGUAUCUUACUAACUUUGUUGGUAUAUAAAUGAAUAAACGUACUAAUUUACCUACUUUCUUGAUUAAUUACUCGCUACUUUACUUAGUGAGUAAUACCAUCAUACUCAUCUUACAAACUAACUUAACAAUAAUUCUAAUUAAUCACCUACAUACUACAUACUGACUUUCUUACUUAUGCUCACUCUUACUUAUUAACCUACUGACUUUUCUUUACUCACUCAUACUGACAUAUGUAAAUAUAUCUCACUUACUUAUUCAAAUAUUAACUUCUUACUUACGUACUUACACUCCUUACUUACCAGCGUAUUAAUUAACCUACUAACGUUUUCAGCCACUUAUUUUCUCACUCAGAUACUUUUGUACUUAUUAACUUUGUUACUGACUUUCUUGUUUUACUUUUUACUAUCUAAUUAGCUUAUUAACUUACUGUUGCUUUAAACACCUUCGUACUUACUUUUUAUCUUACAUAGUUAAUUUUUAAGCUACUUCCUCUUGUUUGCCUUUAUAUUUACUUUCUUACACACUUGUAAAAUGACUUUAUUAUUUACACACUAAGUUUAUAUUUAACUAACUUACUUAGUGGCUUAUUUCUUUUCCACUCACCUUCUGUUGAGUUACUUGCUUACAUCUUCACAUGUGUACCUUCUCACUGUUUUUUUGCUUCCAGCUCAUAUUUGUCAUUGUGUUAGCAUCGUUCAAACUUAGCUAACUGCUCUUGAAUGUUUUUAGAAGCAUUUUUCAAUCUUGUUGAGUUUUCAAUACCAGAAGAUUUUCUUUGCAUCACAUUUCCUACCUCAUCUUUUUUAAAACGUGUGUGAAGGAGGCUUGGUGUUGGCUACAACUAACAGUGACGGGAAGUUAAUGCUUGAAAUGAAUCCACAUAGAUGAUGUAUUCAAGGCUGGACAUAUACAAUUACAAUUACAAUGUCAUUUAGCAGAUGUUUUUAUCCAAAGCGACAUACAUACGAAUCAUACACCAGUGAAGGACACACACUAGGAGCAAGGUAGGUUAAGUGUCUUGCCCAAGGACAGAUCUUUUUCUGUUGCAGCCCCAAAUUUAUGGAACGAGCUACCCCUCCAAAUUAGACAAGCCCCCACACUGUCCAUUUUUAAAAGUCGUCUUAAAACCCAUUUUUAUUCAUUGGCUUUUAACCCUGCAUGAGACUCGGCUCAUGUUUUAGUGUUUUAUGGUUUGUUUUUAGUUAUUUGUUUCUAUGUUUUUAAAUGAGUUUUUAAAAACAUUGAAACUAUAUUUUACUUUUAAUUCUGCUUUUAUUUUAUCCAUUGUUUUAAUUGUUUUUUGAUUGUUUUCUAUCUUGUUGUUUUGUCUAGUUGUGUACAGCACUUUGUUCAGCUGUGGUUGUUUUAAAGUGCUUAACAAAUAAAGUUGAGUUGAGUUGAGUUGAGAACGGACAGACCAGGGAUAGGGGGAAUCAAACCGCCACCUUUCCAGUUGUUGGAUGACCGCUCGACCUCCUCAGCUACUUCUGCCCCAAAUGUUAUGUUAGGACCUUCUGUUAUCCUGUUAACGAAUAAAUCAGACGACUCACUUGAAAGUUACUAGGUUCAAACAUAACUUUUCUCUCACAAGCUUAUCUUAAACUGAUCUGUAAAAUGAUAUCUAUUUCCUGUAUGGCACCUUAACAAAGCCGUGUGUUGUAACUUACCCACACAAAUUUAUUGCUCAUCCACCUGGAGGUCUUUACAUGCGAAAGAAAGUUACUCUGAAGUUCAAACAGGCAGCUAAUCAAUCAGCUGUGAGUAAGCGACCCUCUGAUUGGUCCUCUGAGAGCAGUAGUGUUUAGCGCCUCUAAUCCUGAGCUUAUUUUAACUCCAGUUCAUCUAAGGACCCACCCAGGAGGACCAGAGCGCAACAUCUACGCUCCUUCACACUUUUACAAAGCUCUGUGCUAUGUUCAUGAGCUAAAGGAAAAAGGAGAAUAGAAAUGAGACAGAAACAAAAUGGAAAUAGGGAAGUAAACAGCUUUCUGACUGGAGCCACUGUUUCUCACCCACAGAAGCUGCUGGUCGGGGAUUUCCCUCAUGAGUUGGAGGUGGACGAGAUGGAGGAAGACGUCCCAAAGCGCAAGAACCGUACCAAAGCACGGGUGAGACAAUUGACUUCUCUACUGAAUUAACAAGCCAGCAAAUAAACAGUCUGGCUGUGAGAGAAGAAGAGGGUUAGUGGGGGAGCCAAAGUCUACAAACUGAGUCCAGAAAUCUCAAAGUGAAAAUCAGUGUUCUGGCUGUCAGGCGCAGAGCAGAAGGAGAUCUGAUUUUGACUGCACUUUGACACAACAGCUCAUAAAUUGUUCCCCAUGUUCAAGACCACGAGAGACACUGCAACAUUUGAGCAACCAUAAACAAGAUGCAGAACAAGAGUCCUGCAGUACCAAUGCAAAUAGACUUAAAAGAGAGCAAACAUUUUUACACGCACAUGAAGGAAUAUUAAUCUAAAUAUCCGAUUUGUUACUUUUUCAAACUCCAUGGUUUGGGUUUUUAAAAAUGUAAGUAAAUGUAAUUUUUGCAAAGUGACUCUUUGAAUUUGAAUCCCUAUGUGCUCGCUUCUUCAUUCUUCGUAAUAAUGUCAUCUGGCAAACCAACAGUUGUUCGUGCAAACAGAUCCAGAGUUCAAUCAUGCUGGGACUGCUGUUUUUUUUUCCUCUUUAACAACUUUGAUUAGAUCAGACAGGUUUUUCCCCCUCUUUUUUCUAGGCCAUCCUAUGUGAAGAUAAUCAAGUGUUAACAAUGUAUUCUGAAAAUCAACAGAUACACACAUACAUAUCCACACAUUAAUACACACACACACACACACUGAAAUAUAGACACCAGGGUUGCUAAUUGGAGCUGUUGCUCCCCUGCUAGGUGUCAUCAGCCCCCUCCUGCUGCAAGUGGAGCUUUACACUGAGAGCAGAUGAUUAGGAUGCAAACGUGCGUGUGUGUGUGUGUGUGUGUGUGUGUGUGUGUGUGUGUGUGUGUGUGUGCAGUCACUUGAACACACAAACAGAGUGUGUGUGCGCGUUCAAGACUGUUUUAACAAGAGUAAAAGCUCAAACUUUUUUGUGAGUCCCUUAAUGCAUGUCUCUUUGGGUUUGGUUUUUUCAUCCUCUCAGUUCUCACAAGUGUACACAUAUGUGUGUGUGUUUGUGUGUGUUUCUGCAGGCCUAUGGGGUCGGAGGGAUGAGGAAGAGACAAGAGCCGCCUGCCAUCGAAGACAGAGACAAGCCUUACGUCUGUGACAGUGAGCACAGAAACUUUGUGUCUUUAUUUGUGUUAUUUUCAGCAGUUUACAAAACUCAAUGAUCAGCAAGAGCCUGAACGAUCAUGGUUAGGAGGAGUCUGCUGCAAGUUCAGAAGUGAUGCACAUCUAUUAGCAUAUGCUAAAAGUCCUGAACAGUGGCAACAGUGGAAAUGUCUGCAGUAGAAAGCAUGUAUAAGGGUCCAAAAAGAUAAAACAACAGCAAACAAACAAGUCCAAAAAAAGAAAACCCCAGACAAGUCAUGGUAAAGACAGACGCUGCAAACCCAGACAUUGAGGACAGCAGCACUCUGAGCCUUUAGGGGAGCAAAGUGAGACAGUUUAUGAAAAGCAGUUUUUAAGACAGAGUAUUAGGACUUCCAUGUAGGAGAAAAAAACAAGAUUUUAAGAUAAGAUUGGUUAGAGGGAAAUAUAAUUUCCAAGAAAAGUUUUUUUUAGAGAGCAAUCUUAAAGACUUAAUUUAUUCUAGUUAACCUUUAAUCCACUGUAGUAACAUCUUUAUUUUCCUGAAAUUAGGAAUUUAUUUUCCCAGAUUCAUGACUUUGUACCUGUAAAUUUUUGCCUUUUCACUCUUACAACUUUAAUUUGCUUAAAUCACAACGUUUUCCCCCAGAAUUAUGCAGCAUAACCAUAAAACCAUGACAUUUCUCUAACAGGUUUAAUCUCCUUCAUUUUCAAGGAUAUUCUUAGGAUUUCCUGACUUUAGUUUGGUAAAAGUAGCACUUAAUCCUUGAGUAUUUACCACUCAAAUCUUGUAAAUUUGCUGUUUUAAUGAGUUUCCUGCUGAUAUGACUGAAGGUUUUGUAAAAUGUGCCUUAAUUUUUGUAAAUCUACGGCUUUAUUUCUAAAAUUAAAAUUUUAAAAAUUCCUUAAAAUAGCUCUGAUCCUCUGUCGUAGUUUUUCAAACAACACUAGAACAAAAGAUGGAAGCUCUUGCAUUGACUACUUCAAACUGAAAUAUAAUAGUACUUUCUCUCAAAGCUAAAAAAAAAAAAACACAAAUGAAGCUGCAGGCAAGGUCAAAGUUUAAUCAUUUAGUACUUUAUAAAAGGCCUAAGGGACAAAAGAUUUCAGUAUAAUUUUUUGUAAUUUGAAUACUGUACUGUCUGUAUUUUUUUAUUUUGUAUAAUUUAAAUCUUCUUUUCAGAACUGCAUUCCCCCUCUCAUAUCUGUUAUUUUCUGUUUGUCUAUUUGUUCAAGUAAAAAUAAAUCUAAAAUAUUUAAAAUGCCUCAAACGAACAAACGCCUAAUCAGAUCAAAUUGGUACCAGAUACUGAUCCAUACAGAUCCAAACUUUCUGAUCUUACUUUGCAUAAGAGGGAUAAAACCCCUGAUUUGUCAUGACUGAGCUUAAGGGCCGUGACAGAUAAAAAGUUAAUUGCAGAUCAUAACUUUUUAUUGUUAAAAUAUUUAACUACAGAAGAAUAAACUGCGGAUGUGGAGCGUGUUAGUAAAGUCAGUGAUGUAAAUGAGGAUGGGUUAUUGCCCUUAAUCUUUUCACUUCUCUAUUUCCCCAGAUCCAUCUGUUUCAUCACUUUAAUUCUGUUUAUUUGCAUCUAUUCUUGCUGACUUUAAGCUGCAUUUUGUUACUGCAUUGUUUGAACUUUUUUGACUUCUCUCUCCCGACUGUUGAAUGUUUAUUCAUAUUUCUGGAUUUUCCUGCUUUUUCUGUCAAAGCACUUUUUGACAUUCAUUUUUAAAGCUCCUUUGGGAAGUUUUUUUUAAAGUAAAAAUAGGGACUAAAAUCCAUAUUAAUGCCUUUUAAUUACGUACAGGCGCACAGAAGACCAUCAGCAACUAGACUAAUUAUAAUACUGUAAUUUUUUUAUAUUAAUAUUGUAAUGAUUAAAACACUCAAUAUAGUUAUUUUCACUGUAACUGUUAUUAUUAACUGGUCUAUUCAGAAUAUAGCUGCAAAUAAAAAAUGGGCUACAAUAAGGCAGAUUCUAUAUAUAUAUAUAUAUAUAUAGAUAGAUAGAUAGAUAGAUAGAUAGAUAGAUAGAUAGAUAGAUAGAUAGAUAGAUAGACAUAUGAAUUUGCAUUGGUUUUGAACUUGCAGCUCAUUCCUCCUAAUGAACCUCAUUUGGUCUGUAGAUCACUGUGCCCUGUUGGCUGCUGCUCAUUCUCAAGUUGCACAUCAAAGAUUGUUUUUUUUUUUUCUGUGUGUGUUUGAAUGUGUAUGUGUGUGUGUGUUGCAGUCUGUGGAAAGCGCUAUAAGAACCGCCCAGGGCUGAGUUACCAUUACACUCACACACACCUGGCAGAUGAGGAGGGAGAAGAAGACUCUGAGCGACACACACUACCCUUCCAGCGCAAGAACAACCACAAGCGUGAGUCUGCAGUUUGAAUAUUAAACUUUUCUUAGCAGUUCAGCCGUCCAUCAUCAUCCAUUAUUUACCUCAUGUGGAGGGACGGCUCUGCGGGCUGAUUCUGGGUCCUGAGGCACAGAGCGAACCUGAAGCAAGGGUCAUUUUUGAUCACAGUGAUUUCAUCAAUCCUUAAUCAUCAGCAGAAGUAUUGAUUGAGCUCCUCCUGCAGCGUCAUAGAUAGUAACAGUGCUGAUGAGGCUAAACCCAGAGAGUUCACCACUGUGGAUGAAGGAUAAGAUUUCUCCCAGUGGAGUGCUGGGUUUAGCAGAUUUCUCUGGCUGUCACUGAUUCCCUUUUCAGACUCAAUCAGUGACGCAAGUUAAAACUGGGAAUGGGUCACCAUGAAUCAUCCGAGUACCCGGGUUAAACAAGGGCUGAAUGUUGACUUUGGUGAACACGUCCAAAGUUUAAGAAAAGUGAGAAAACUUUUGAAAGUAAUGACUCGUGUUAAAAUGGAAGUGGACAAAUAUGCUCGCUUUGUGCAAAUCUAUCAUUACAGUUUUCAAUGCAACAAUCCAAAACAUAAACAAAUACUGUCCAGGAGAUUCUCCAGAAAAAUCUCAGAGGUUCUGCUGGCAUCAAAUCUAUGCUGAGAGCAACACAUGACCAAGUCAAGCCCAACCGGCAACAACAGAUGGACAUACUGACCUGACUGUAACAUGACAGAGCAAUACUAACAUAAAUGCACUGUCAUUCAUCCACACAUGAUGCAUGAUGUAAGAGAUGUUGUAUUGACGUGGCUCUCUCAAGGCUCUUGUCUUUGGAGGAGAAAAACUGUUUCAUAAGUUACUCACUAUCAUUUAAACCAGCUCUGAACUACUCUGGUGGAAAAGGGGUGUCAGAGUCCAGGAUCAGAGUCAGUUUGUCUACCCUUCUGUCUUAAACAGACUCACUGCUUUGCCUUCUAUGAUUAUUAUCAACAACAAUACGGCUGUGUGUAGACCCUCAUGAUCCAUCUGUUGGUACUGUCAUCAAACAUUAAAGGAAGCUAUCUCUCAUUAUCAAGUAUGAUCAAGUUACUUUUCUUCCUCAAAAAUCGGAUACUUUUUCUUCUUUUAAACCGCAUUGUGUAAUAAUUAGAGUCGCUUUGAUAUGUAAGUCUAUUUAAUCAUCAGAGUAUAAAAAAACAUUUUGUGAUUGUUGAAUGAGUUUUCUAUAGUUAUGUAAAAACACGUCCCGGGUCUGAAACUCCAUAGAGUCGCCCCCUGCUGGCCAUUAGAUAGAAUGCAGAUUAUGUCAUUUAAAGGUGGGGUUGGCAGGGUUUCGUUAAAGAAGCAUCUUUUUUUAUGGUGUAUAUACAAAAAAGCUUUUAAUAUCAGUCAAUAGCUAUUAGUUAUUGAUGACAUUUGGGAAUAUCACAAUAUCGCUGUGUUUUGUUAUGUCUGUGUAGUCAACAUUUUUAGAUUUUUAAGGGGCCCGCUCUUUCUGUCUGUAAACAAAGCCAUUUUCUGCCUCUCCCAACCUGAUUGGUUGUGGGGCAGAUGCUGCUCCCUCAUGUUGUGAGGCACACUCCACGUCCUCCAAUAACAUUCACUAGCCCAAACAAAGUUUUGCUGCUACAAUAUCAGACACUAGAAACCAACCAGAAAGUAUGGAAAAUUUUCUGAAUCCUCCUUUGGCCAUGACUGCCAACACAAGCAAGAAAACAAAGUAAAAUCUGGAGACUCUGUCGGGAUAAUGGACACUUAAAAAGGAGGUAGACCGGACAAGAGCGAAAAAGCCGGGUCAACAUCAAUGAAGCAUAAAUGAUUGGGCAUGCUUCGGGAUCUUACGGACCCUGUAACCUUUCUGCUGGACAGGUAAACCGCUUUAACAAAGUAAGCCAAGUGUCUGUAACAGAGAUUUUUUUGUCAAACAGGACCUGCUGCGUGUUGUAGCACUGCUAAACUGUUUACUUCGGGUCCUGGAGUAUGUCACUUUAUCUUAGUUUAAAAAGUCCUGCAAACAUUGUGUUUGCUGGUAUUUAUCUGCAUUAUAACUGGUUGGGAGGGGUAGAGUUUACAUUCAAGAUUUCUCCCAAAAACUGACACUUCCUCAGAUCCUGCCUACCCCACCUUUAAGUGCUGGCUUACCUGUCAAAUACAGUCCUGCUCUGAGUCUGUUAAAGGUUGCACUUGAUGCUUUUAUAUUUGCACAGCCACCCUGAAGCUGCUUGAGCCCAGAGGUUAUUUAAAGUUUUUAACUAUGAAGCAGUUAACCUUUUACUGUCCGGGCUCCUUUAGCCUGGGGUGAAAGUCACUCCUGCUCCUCUUAAAAGAAAAGGUCAAGCUGCAGAAGCAGCCGCUGACACUUACAACGAAAUGUUCAGAUGUUUGUAGGGUUUAUUUUUGACAUUGUCACACUCAGGACUGAUCCCACUGUUAAACUGGCAACGAUUGUUUCUGUCAUUCAUCACAUACUGUAUCUGACUUAAUGUAAACUUUGAACAGCUGCUGCAAAGACAUAUCAGCUCAAUGAAGGAACAGACAGCUUCCAAUCAGCUCUAAAUAACUGUCAGUGAUCAAACAUUAGGCACAUACACGCACAUUUAAUCCAGCACACCCCACAUUAAUAUUUCAUCUUUUUCUGAACGAACCUUUCAGUUUACAGUAAACAAUGUAAGUGUUGCCUCAAAAGACUGGAGGAGUUUCCAUUAAUGCUGUAGUCCUGAAUAUCAAGUUGUAGUGAACACCCAUAAAGCUGCCUGUAAUGUCUCCAGCACUUAUGGCCAGGCAGUCAAAGUGUAUAUUCAAGGUAGAAAUGAGAACAAUUAAUCGAGUAUCAGGUAAUUGAUUGCUGCACUUGAACAAUAGUACUGUAUUUUCUUUGAAUUAGAUUGGGUUUAGAAACAAAUGGUCUCUCAGUAUUGAUUCAUCAUGGUAAUGUUUUAAGUUUAAAGCAUGAAGGUGUCGCCCACAGUAGAGACACUAAGUGAAUGACUGCAGCUGUGCAUGUCUUCAUGAGCGAUGCAAAGGUUGAGAUCUUUUAAGGUCAUGCUCAGAAGUUUCUGGCUGGCAUGUCAGUAUCUUAGCAGCCCAGCAGCAUCAGCACCGUCUGAGUGUUUUCAUCAUGUGGAUGUGCCUAAUUUCUCAAUCAGGACAAGUAUUAAGAAAACUCAAGCUUUGCAGUUUUUAAUCAUGUCCGUUUCAACUCACCGUGUCCAUUUGAUUAUUAUUUUUGAGGUACGGUCAGUUUUCCCUUGAGAUUGGGGAGAUGUUUUACCAUCAGGGUAAUUGUACAUUCAGAUUAGCAUUGCCAAAAAAAUGCUCCAGACAGCUGAAUUUUUUUCAUUGUCUUACCAAAACCUUAAUCUUCUUCUUCUUGCUGUUACACUGGAACACGUCAGCGUUACAUUUUAAUUAUCUUUGCCUCGUGCUGUUUUUAUUUCACCAACUGGCCUUGAAUGCUUCAUCAUUAUGCAACCUUAAAACUGUCUGGAUCCUUGUCUAGACAAGAGACAAGUUGACAAAAUCCUCCGUACACCUGCACUGCACUUCUGGAAGUUUCCAGACCAUGUCCUGUUAAGGUAAAUCAAGCACCAACAUCAACUGCUGAAAAGUUCAAUACGAUGGAAGUGCAAAGAAAUGGUGGAAGAGCUGCUUUCCCUCAUGUGUCCACUAGUUGCUGGCUCCAAAAGUAUGGAAAUCCCCAUUCACACCCAUGUUAAAAGGCUAAUUUUCACAGCAAAAUUCUGCGUGCUUACAGCCUGAUUCAAAAAUAAUAGUGCUGUUCAUUUAUUGUGUCCUCCACAUUUUUAUUAGGGCAGAUUUUCUUAACUCAAUCACAAUUAAAUAAAUUAAGACAGAGUAAGCCUAAAUAUGAGGCACAGUGUAGCCACGUACUAGGAGGUCAAUGGUCCACCUGAGCUCCAUCUGGACUCCACCUCUGUCCACCUCUAAAAGUUGAAUUGAAGCAGUAUUUCCAAUAUGGCCGCUGCCUUCGUUUGGCUUCAAAAUGGCUCUUUUAGAAACCAGUGGGUGACUUGCUGAGACUAAGUCCAUGUUUUUUGCAGUUUGUGGAACAAACAUGCCCACUAUAAGAGUGCUGCUGGCACUGACAGCCCCCCCACUAUGUGGUUGAUGUGUGGACAGCAAUCCUGGAAAAUAUCAGGUCCUGAAUGUCCUGAAAUUAUUUUGAAAAUGUCAAGAGUUUAUGAGUGAAAGAAGCAAAAGGAUGAGGAUCAUUAUUUCACCCAGGAUUGUCUCUGUCAAUGUGAGCAGGCAGAUUUAAACCAAGUUAGUCUGCCCCCCUACUCUCUCAAACAUAGCAUCUAAAGCUUUGAUUAAUGUGUGCAGUCUGCCUUUGGACCUCUUCCUGUCCUCCUGUCUUCAUAUUCAACAGCCCUGUUCAAUAAUAGUGCUCCAACAAAUCAUCUAAUACCAACCACGUCCUGGCAUGUAAAGUAAAUGGAAUGCAGCCACGAAACUGUCAUUUUAACACCUGAUUCUUUUACAAGUUAUAAUCAGGAAUAAAGCCUUUUGUACAUCUUUUACAGGGACACUUAAUUUCUCAAAAAUUGGUUGGAACAUUAGCUCAUGAAAUGUUAUUCCCUGAGGGACUCUUGGCUUGUAUUUAACAAGAAUAACUGCAGAAAGUAAGCAUUAGUGUUAUUGAGUUUUGGCAGACGUCCUAAAGCUGUAAAGGGACACAGUGGGACACCGAGAGAGAUCCAGAUUUCAUUAAAGCCAAGGAGGACAAUAGUGAUCUAAUGUGCUGUAAAAUACCUGCUAAACACACAGUGGACUGUGCAAAAGCGACGUUAGUCUACCUUACCCCCGGUCCCAAGCACCCAUGAGUGCCAUCCCUCACACAUACACUCAUCGGUCUUGCACUAUGGUAGGAAAGUUUUUUCUUUUUAUGUCAUGUCUUUGUGAAGAGGUUUUGUUUACUACUCGGCUUUCUAUCAAGACAUCCAUGUUGUUCAAUUCUGGAGCAUUCCGCAGAACACUAAAGUCAGCUCCAGUUCAACUGAGCCAAUCCACGACCACAUUACUUAUGUAAAGGUUUAAACCCCUCCUCUGCAGCUGAAUAUAAUUGUGUCCAGUUUGGGCCUGUUCAGUCUGAAUGAGGCAUUUAAAUGGAGCAUUUUUACUUGUUUGGGCUCAAGUUGCUUGAAUUCAAUGUCAUAAUCUGGUGAAAUGCUAUUACCUGGUGAUCGGGCUUCACAACAUGCAGCCUGACCUCAGGAUUAGACGGAAAAAUGCAAGUGAACAAGCGAGUGAAGCAAAUCUUCAGGUUUCUUCAGCCAAGUUAAAAAUCAAAUGUAAACCACACCAACCAAAAUAUGUCAUUUUUGCUUCUUUGGGUCUGUUUAUUCUUUCUCCCCAGAGGCCAAAUGUCUUUCAGUGAGAGUUUUUUAAGUGUUAUCUGCUGUCUGCAUGUUUAGUUUGUCUCUGAACACUUUUCUGAGGACAGUAGGACGUGUUUAUCCUGCAGGAGGCUGAGUUUUGGUUACUAAUCAGCAGUUACAUGCUUAUAGUUGUUCACACUCAACAACAAAUAAGAGAAAAAUGAGAGAGAGAGCUGUGGACAUUUGAAAAGGGAGUGUAGUCGAAUCAUCCACUGUCUUUGUUCCCCGCGGUCUUAAAACAAGCAAUUUGCAGAGAAUAGAAGGCAGAUAAACACACCAAAAACACACACACACACACACAUCUCUGCAUUAUCAGUGUAUGCUGCACUACAACAAUGUCCACACUGACACUGUGCUGCUCUCAGUUAAUUGGCACUGUGUGUUUUUAAAUUGGCCCGUCUGACAGAACAGACCGGCCCUUUGUGUGUGUGCGUGUGUGUGUGUGUGUGUGUGUGUGUGUGUGUGUGUGUGUGUGUGUGUGUGUGUGUGUGUGUGUCUGUGUGUGGCCAUGCUGCAGUCUUAGGUCCUUCCGAUCGAGGAGAGCAAGAGAGACAGCAUUUGAAUCGUUUAAUAUCCCCCAUCACUCCCUCCCAAACAGUCAGUAAUCACACGCACACCCACACACACACACACAGUCACACACAGUCACACAAAUGCACAGUCGCACACACAUGCACACAACCUCAGAAAAAAUGCAAUCUUCUCUGCUGAAAUGAAAAAGGGAGCUUAGCCUUUUGGGUGUGUGUGUGUGUGUGUGUGUGUGUGUGUGUGUGUGUGUGUGUGUGUGUGUGUGUCCACAUGCAUUUGAAGCCUCUGUGAGUGUGUUCACAUUUGUGUGCAUGCAUUAGAGUGUGUGUGUGCUCCAUUAUAGUUUUCCCCCAAUUUGCUGAGUGUCAUGGAGGAGCCUCCACCAGCCUCCACCCUUCGCUAUAUUGCCACAUAUGUAAUAAUAUUAAUACAGCUCCUCUGGAUGAGAGCAGCCCUGCAUGCAUAAUUAAUGUUGGGUUCUGGCUCAAAAAAGCCGUCUAGACACUAUGGUAUAUAAGCUGCAUCCACAACACAAAACUUACCACAAAAACUAUAAAACAGUUGUUUUUUUUUAACCUCUUAGCUCCACUUUUUCAUCCCUGUUUUCCCAUCAGUGUGAUAAAUGAGCGAUUAUCCCACAAGGAGAUGAGAUUUUCUUUCUCUUUCCUUCACGUCCUCCAUCUUUCACCUCUUUCCUCUCCUCUGCUCGCUCUGCAUCCUCACUUAACCCUCGUCUCCUCUUCCAUCUCAUUCUGCCUUUCUCUUUUUUUCCCUCUUCUCUCUUGUUUGUGCUUCAUCCAUCAUCCAGCUUUGAGUUUCCUUCAAUUUAUUUCUCUGUUUUGUGUCCACACUCCCCCCUCCUCUCCCCAAACAUCACCACCAGAAUCAACUUCUUCUACAGCCCCAGUUCUAAGAGAGUUUGGUUAAAGCGGGAAAUGUUCAUCGAAACACAAUUAAAUCAUUUAUGACUCACCUAAAGCCUCUAAAUGUCAUCUUUUAAUGAAGUGUUUACAGGGUCAUGUUUCCCAUUGUGUCUCAUCAGCUCUUUCUUUCCCAACACUGUAAAUGUUAGUGAACCAAGCAGACCAGUUUCUGCAGUUCAUAAAGUGAAAUUUUGUCCCAUUGUUACCUGAUAAAGGAUUUAAGCUGCUCAACAUUUCCGGGUCUCCUUUGUUGUAAUUGUCAUGUGUUGUGCAGCACGUUUUCAAUGGAGUCAGGACUGCAGUCAGGCCAGUUUCUCAGCAGGACUCUUCUACUACAGAGCCAUGCUGUUGUCAGAGUGUGGUUUGUCAGUGUCUUGCUGAAAUAUGAAGGUCUUCACUGAAAAAGUCUUUGUCUGUAUGUCAGCAAAUGUUGCUCCUAAACCUGUAGAUAUUGUUCAGGAUUAAUGAGGGUUCACAGAUGUGGAAAAUGGACUCUGAUGAUCCCAAUACUGACAGGGAUACUGGCUUUGAACUGGUUGUUGAUAACAAGGCGGAUGGUUUCUAUUUAAAGUAGAUGAUGCAUCAUCCCUGAUUUCCAAAAAGAGUGUCAGAUUCUCAUUCAGAUUCUGGAUCCUGUCUCUAUCUGGUUUCCUUUUUGGAUGGUCCAGUUUUAACCCCAUUGGUGGAUGCAGUGAUGAACUGUGUUUACAGUCAAUAGUUUUGUAAGUGAUUUUGCACUUCUGCAGUGAUUUCCACUCCAGAGUUCUGUCUGUUUUUAAUGCAGUGCUGCCUGAGAGCCUGAAGAGCAGGACCAUCCAGCCUUGGUUUUAGUCCUUGUCCCUUUAGUACAGAGAUUUCUCCAGAUUAUCUGUGUCCUUUAAUGAUCUUUUGUUUUGUAGAUGAUGAAAUCCACUCAUUCUUUCACAUUAGACACUCAGGAACAUUAUUCUGAAACUGGUGAACUAUCAGCUCACUCAGUCGCUCACAGGGUGGUGAAUCUCCUCCCAUCAGACUCAUCCUCUCUAAACGUCCUUUAUAUUCUCAGUCAUGUUACUAACCUGUUGGAAAUUCACCUCAUAACCUUUUAGAAACUGAAACUUUUUUUGCUGAAAUCACAUUUUAAAUGAGCAUAAAUAUUUCAUAAAAUAACAUUAUAGAUACAGAUAUAAUUGUAUUUGUAUUUAUACUCGUAUAUGUGAAUCUUAGCUGCUAUAUUAUUUAUUUAAAACGAGCUGCAUCAUUAAAAUUCAUGAUAGGACCCUGCAUAUGUGUGUUUUUCUUUGGUUUUCUUUACUCCCUCCAAACAGAAGAUUGAAGAGAGAAGGGAGGAGGAAGAGAGAGAGAGAGAGAGUUGGAUGUUAGGUGGUGAACAGGGUUAUUUUGGCAUUGAUGUGAUGGAAAGAAGAAGAAGGAGAAGGAGAAGAAGAGGAGGAGGCUGAGGAGAAGUGGAUGAAUAAGGGGGAUGUUUACUUUAGAGGUCGACCCUGCAGCGUCCACCUGAAAAUUGGUUUUGCUGGCGUGGAGAGAGAGUGAGGGAGAGAGAGGGAGGUAAAUGAGAAAGAAGGAGGGAAAGAGUGAAAUAGUGAAAAAGCAGGAAUAAGUUAAAUAGAUUGGAAAAGGGACACAAACGGAGAGGACCAGCAGCUGUGAAUGAACGAGAGAAACAAGAGAAAGAGAGGAAAAGAGGGAGAGAGGGAGGAGGGGGGAGGAUAGUUGUCAUUAAAUCCCCCCUCUCAAAUCAGAGCUGAGAUUCAGAGGCCACUUUAUCUGGCCAGACAGACGGUCCUACGGUGUGCAGCAGCAGGGACGCUCUGAGUGUGUGCGUCUGCAUGUGUGUGUUUAAAAAUUCACUCAGUGUGCACACACACAUGUGCGUUGACUCUGGUGUGUAUGUCAGUUAGUGCUCCUGUACAGGAAAUCAUGCCUCACUUUGAGUAAGUGUGUGUGUGUGUGUGUGUGUGUGUGUGUGUAUGUGUGACGUGUAAUUGAGCCCUUUGAAGGUCAGCGUCCUCUCUUCCUGCUUACCAUUGUUGCUGUUUUUUUUUUUUUUUUACCCCCUCUCCAUUUUUUUUUACAUUGUGCCUCAAAAUGGCCUCCCUGUCCUCCUCCUCCUGUUGUCUGCAGACAGACGAGUGAAGGACGAAUUUUGAUCAACCAGCGUCAAUAUAUAACAGCGACGAGCGCCUAAAAUGGCCACUCCCUACCCUGUUUCUGUUGUCACUCUGUAUACGUGUGCACACGGCUUCUCUUUCUCUCUGCAUAUAUCUGUGAGCUGCGAUUCUUCUGUUUAUCACUCCAGCCAUUAAAUUUCCAUUUCUGGUCAGGCGGAUACAGAUGUGUUUCUCUGCUGGGAUUAGUCUUUGUCACUUCACUGGGUCUUGUAAGCUGUUAAGUCUCUGCAUCUAAUGCUGUUUGCCACCAAAACUUUACAAACCAGCAAAAUCUGAGGAGACAGAGGAGUUCUGCCUUUUAAUGCCUACUGCAAGAAACUGUCAAAUUUUAGUCUACAUCAUCCAGAAAGAGCAGCACAGUAUUUGUGAUUACUUUCAUCUCUGCCAUCUUUACUCUCAAAGGCUCUUCUUCAAGUAUAGACCAUAGACUGUAUAUACAAUGGACAACUUGGUACUGCCUUCUGUCAUUAUACAAAUUUGAAGCUGAAUUGCUCUUUGUAUUUUCUGGAUUUUCUCCACAUCCUGGAACCACCACUUGCACAGCAGCAUUGUACGCAUUUGGUGGGAGAGUUGCUGACAGUCGCUGUGAUGACGCUCUGCUUAAACAGCGUAUCCUAUGGGUGAGCUAGGCAAUCUUUGUACGCCCAUAGGCUGUAUCAAGUGUCUAUCGUAGAAGAAAUGAACCCCCAAAUAAUUUUUAAAAAUGGAGCUGUACAGAAAAAGAGGACUUGAACACAAACCAGUAUUACAGUAACUACAUGUAAACAUCGUAACGGGGGUGUUCUGUGUAAUAAAUUUCUAAGGUUUGUCCGCAGCUCUAUAGAGAUUGAUGGAGGAGGCAGGAUUUAUGACCUAUACUGCAGCCCGUCACCAGGGGAUGCUGUUCUCGUGGUGAAACAACAGCAUAGUCCUCAUAAACAUCACUCUUUAAAGCUAUUUGAGACUAAAAUGCAGGGUGCAUUUUCUUGUCUCAGUCCAUUCCUGGCAGAAGGUGAGACAAUACAAGAGCUUUAUUUAUUUAUUUAUUUAUUAUUUAUUUUAUUCAUUCGAUUCAUUCAUUUAUUCAUUAAAACAGCAAACAGUGGAAAAACGUCAUAAAGAUGAAUAUAUUUAACUGUGCUUGCAAUUUUAGCCACAGUCAUGCAUCCCUACUAUCGCAACCAACUGAGCUUAUUACAACCACGAGAACAGAAAGAUAUUGUAUCAUGUGAUUAAAAUCAUUAAAUUUCCCCUCAGGGAUCAAUAAAGCUCUUCUUCUUCUUCCUUCUUCUUCUUCUUCUUCUGGUUCUUCUUCGUCGUCUUCUUCUAUUUGGGGCAAUGUACUGUAGCAUGUAAAUCUCAUCUUAAUUAAUGAAUGUGCAUUAUACUUUCAUCCAAAAUACAAUUAAAAACACCUAAAAGAGGAACACAAAUGUGCCACACUUAUACGCAGAAGGUGCUGCAAACCAGUCAUAACCAUGGGCUGCAUGAAAGACGUACGCUGUCUCAGAUCAUCUCCUGUUGGCUGUUACCAUCCAAAAGGUCUAUUGUUUGCAUGCUGAGUGAGAAAACAUCCUUUGAUGAUUUCAGAUGUUUCAGACUUAUGCAGUAUGCUCACAUUGUUCUAGCUAAACAUUUGGGGUACAUACUAUAUUUCAAAGCCCAAGUGUGCGCAGAAGUGUAAUGAUGUAGAAAUGAGCUGAUGUACAUCUUCACUGUAACAUGGAAAGCACCAGUUUGAUGGUUUUGUUUGUUUUCUUCAUACUUUUAUAAACAGGUUUCUCCUCCUUUUCGUUUUUUUUUUCCCCUUAUUGAGGCGGCUCAUGUGGACGGAGGGAGCAUGCAGAGCUUUCUGGAUGUCUUCUGAACUUUUCACGUACGGCGGCGUUCCUCCUCUGCUUUCGAUUGGUUGAUCGGUCGCCCCUGCUGCUGCACGGCGCAGGAAGGGAAAGGAAAGGAAGGGAGAAUUGGCUGUUGCCUAGCAAUCAGGUUGCCAUAGAUACCGCCAGGGCUCCCUCCUAAAGAGUACACUGUUAUGUACAUUGAAAAGAGAGAGAGAAAGAAAGAGAGAAGGUUGGGUGGAGGAGGAGGAGAGGGAUGGGAGGAAGAGAGAAGGAGAGGAAGAAAGGAAGUUUGAGUAAAGGAGUGUAGAGGAGGAGAGGACGGGGCACGGAGGAGUUCAUUAAGAUUAAAAUAAAGAAUGAAAGGAGAGAGAGAAAACAAAGAGAGGCAGAGCAAGAAGCAGAGAGUAAAAAUAAAAAAAAAGAAAAAAGCCUCUUCAUGAUUCAUCAUAUAGAUUCCCCAGGACAGUUGGAGCGGUGAAGGCUGGGUAAUAUCGGAGUCUGCCUCAUUUGCUAUUCUGUCUCAACAUGCUGUUCUGUGGCUCGCCGGCUGCCUGUUCUGUGGUUCCUCAGUUGUCUUGGCUAUGUUUGGAUAAGCCUUCCACACCACCACAACCCCCCCAACCAGCAAAACCACCCACCACCACCUCACCCCCAUCCUCAUCCCAAAUCCACCCUCACCCACCAUCCAUCUCUAUCUGUCUGCCUCACUCUCACUGUAAGAGACAGCUCGCAGAGGUGGAAAUAAGACGCAGAAAUGCAACAGUUUCUCAACAGCUUUUUACAGUCCUGGUUUGUUUUGACUAAUAUGCUAAUUGGUAGUUAGCACAAACAGCGAUAGCCACCAUCAGUCAACACACAAAGAAAUCUGCACCAUCUACGCACACUUCAACUCACAUUUCAGCACAACAACCCAGACUGGAUGCGGAUUUCUGUUUUUCUUUCGAAUAGGUCCGUACAAACCUCAUUUUUCCCACCCUGCCUGGUCAGUUCUGACAUUUCCAUGUUUGAGUGCAUGGCCGACACACUUUAGAGUGGACCAUGUGAGGUUGGGCAGGAUUCAAACAGGAUUUCACAGUAACAUUCCCAACCGGCACUCUCCCUGGAACAAAAUAGGAUUAAUAAUUUGCAUUUUAACUCUUUAUUGACAGGGAAACAAGCUGUUCUAGUAAAGUGGCUCUUUUUGAGCUUGUGCAAAUAUCAGGAGAUGUGGACCGAGUGUAAGCACAGUGUGUGCUUGUGUGUGUGUCUAUGUGUGAUUUCUUUUCAUGCAUGAUUUAUGCAUGGAGUAGAGCACUGUGUGUGUGUGUGUCUGUUUGAUAAGAUGUGCACAUCUGCAGACUGCAGAGCCUAACAGACUGUGUGUGUGUGUGUGUGUGUGUGUGUGUGUGUGUGUGUGUGUGUGUGUGUGUGUGUGUGUGUGUGUGUGUGUACGUGUGUGUGUGUGCAUCUCUUUUUCUGCAGGUCAGAGUGAUUACAAAGCAUCCAUAGAUCAAGUUUUAUUAUGCACCAAACUGCCUCUGUCCUCUUCACUUUGCAAUGUCAUCUCUGCGCACAUUGCACGCACACACUCACAAAUACAUGCAUCCAGACCCACAAUGCAUUGGGAGUUACGCAACCUGCUGACUGGACAUGAGUGGAAGUAUUAGUUAUGUGUGUGUGUAGGGAUGAGGGGUGGGGUGGGUUCAGAGGCUGCAGGGACAGAAAAGAAGCAGAAAUGGGGAAAAAUGGAGGAGUAACAUAGCAUGGCAGUGGUGCAGGCAUUAGUGUGACAACAGAUGGAUUGCAGGAAAGAGUUCCAAUUUCCUCUUUGAGAGUAAAGCAGGAGGAAGAGAAAAAAUAGAUAGGGAGACCAAAUAAGGGAAAGGGAAGUGAGAAAAUGAAGCACAAUGAAGCGCAGAGAAGAGAUCGAAUCAGAGGCAGAGAGAGCAGAGGCAAUAAUGAGAACGCAUGAAAGUGCAGAGAGGAAGAGGGAGGAAGAGGAUGGUGGGGAAAGAGAGUGAGAGGAUGAAGAUAGGGGGAGAAAGGACGCCAGUGACUUUUCAUCUGUGACUGUCGCUUUCCAUCUGACUGCGUCUCUGCCUCCUUGUCUGCAUAAAAAACCCUGAAGAUGUCUCCUUGAGCGUUUUGGUGUUUGUAUCUGUGUGCAGGAACAUGUAUGUGCUUCUCGGGUUUAUUUGAUCAUCCUCUGGUUUCUUGUUGAAAUACAUGACUUUAAUCACGCGUGUGCACAAUGGUGUGUGUGUGGUGUUGGUGUGUGUGUGUGUGAAUGAGGGUUACAGGGACUCUCAUUCAUCAUAUUAAAGAGAGAAAGAGGGGGAUGGGGCUGAAACUGGACAGCAAAAGUUAUUAUGCAAAGGCUGGGUUGUAAAUCUGUAAGUGUGUGUUUGCAUGCACUCUGCUGUGUGUGUGCGUGCUCUCAUUGUGUUUGUGUGUGCAUGCUGCUCCUGAGAGGCUCUCCUCAUUAAGCAGCGAGGCGACAGGAGUGCAGAGUGUGUGUUUUCACACACCGCUGCUCCGAUACAACGGCAGCUACUUUUUUUGCCACCUUUCCUUUCUCUCCCAUUUGUGCUUCCUAUUCUUCCUCCUUCUCUUCAUCUCUCCUCCUUCUUUGCCUAUUGCCUCAACCGUCCUUGAAAUCCUUCCUUGUUUCCUCAGUAUUCAAUUCCUUCUCCACCUCUCCCCUCCUGUCAACAACCGCAGUACUUGAUAUUAACAGUAGGACAACUGUUUCUAAUAAUUCCCAUCAAAACAUUGGCCUCAAACUAUUUUGUACUUUUGUGAGGAUGGUUUCCUUGGCAACUUGUGUGUUUUCUUAAUGGCUUAGCAUACCUGUACCUUCAUCUGUACAAUGAGAAAUAAAUCAAUGAGAAACAACCUCAGUCAGUCGAAGAAAACUUCAUAUAGAAAGAUAAAAAAGAGGGAGAAAGAUGGACAUUUUAAGAGUGGGAAAUCAACAGGUAGGGCCUUUCUGUGUGUGUGUGUGUGUGUGUGUGUGUGUGUGUGUGUGUGUGUGUGUGUGUGGGUUAUUCCCUUCAGAUAGAAACAAAGUUGAUGAGGCCCUCGCUGCAGGGACGAGCCAGAGGACGGGAUAAUCGACCGGCCAGAGUCAUGUUCAUGUAUUGAUUCCAGGCUCAGAGUCUAGAUUUUGAGAGAGUAAGAGAAGGAGGUGCCGGAGAGGAAGACAAAAGGAGAGGAAGAGGGGGCAAAAAGAGGGGAAAUGCCAGGAUGAACAGGUCCAACAAUAUGAAUUUUAACAUCACACUGUUUCAAAAGUGAUCAAGGCUGCGUUUCCACUAAGUGUUUCGGUUCAAACACAGUGAUGUGUUGGGAAAAGUACAGAAAUAACGGUCCAGUUUUUGGUAUCCUCGUGUUUAAGGACAAUGCUCACAUAUCUGACUCUAAAGGGUGAAGCUACGCAUAAUUAAUCAAGAGAGAGAGUGAGAGAGUGAGGGGGGAGGAGAGAUCUACUGGACUUCAUCUCUGCUUACUUGAUGUUAUUUGAUCAGUAAUCUUGAGCACUGAGGUGAUUGAUGAUGACUCAGUGUUUUCACUGUUUUUUGCAUCCAGGUCUGAGGGUUGGUCUCAUCAGCAGUCAGGAUUUAGUAACAUUCGCAAACGGAAGUUAGUUCAUCAUCCAGGCACCAUGUGCUCAGGCAAACUACACAAUGAAGUUUAUAUGAGUUUGGGUUUUAAAGCUAUAGUGUGUAACUUCUAUUUCUGUGUUAUUACAAUGACAAGGCCGGCACCUUAAUAUAAUGUAUGGCCUAGUGUAACCUGUACACAGAGUAACACUUGCAACUCACCGCAUACUGCUCAUCACAGUACACGGACUGUAAGUGUCUACACAAUGUGUAGGCUGCUAAAGUCACUUGUCACAGCACACAGACUCACAGACCAGGCAACGCUGGUGUCGGACCUCAGUCCAAUCUCCCCCUUCAGGGCUCUCCAUCAGAGAAUAGUAACGCUGAUAUAAAUCCAAGUUAGACUUCUCCAUUUGUCGCUCUUUCUUCACCAACAGACAGGGAAGGCCUUUUCUUUUUAGUAGGAUCCACAUCUGAACCUCUUGGUUGCUUCUUCGGGUUUCCGCCAUGUUGCUUCUAGCUGCGCUCUUCUCCUACCUCCCUUCUCGUUGUCAGGUAAAACCGAGUAGGACGCGUCAUUUUCUGUGCGCCAGCACAGGGAUGUUGCCCCUGCGACAAAAAGAACAAAUACUGAGAAAUACUGCAAGGUGUUAGAGGAGCCAAACGGCUUAAUCAGCUUUUUAUCAUCUUCUCUUGUAGUGGCCUGGGUGAAACAGAUAUUUACAGACACGUAGAAGUUACGCGCUAUAGCUUUAAACAACACAGUCACCAAGCUUAGACUCACAUCUUAAAGCUGUGUAUCACUUCUCUAACAUUUUCUCCUGUCUCACAAAAAUACUCUCCACUCAUGUCCGUAGAAGCACUUCAGGGGGACAGCACAUUUACAGCAUGUUUUCCACUGGCUGGUCAAAACCUGCAUUUAUCCAAGUUUUGUAUUUGGUGAUGUAUUUCAGCUCAUCAUUAUUUCAUCUUAGAAAAACGGUCAUUGACAAUCACUAUAGUCAUAUUUUUCCUUAAGUAAAUGAACACGUCUUAGAUGGAUGUUAUCCAAAUACAGUCCUGGGGAUGGGUGUAAGUUAUCACCUUAAAUGCUACGUACAUGGCUAAGAGAGAAAAUUAUGCCCUGUCAACAGGGGGCGCCGAAGUCGACACAGAAUGACAGACCAUGACAGAAGCUGAAGUUAACCUAAGAGUUUCAAGCUUUCAAGAGCAAAAUACGUCUCAUUUCAAACAUUUUCCAAGAAAGUGGGAGGAUGAAAUAUGUGGAUAUAUGGGCUGAGAAAUUUCCUCUCGUAAUUAAAGCAAAUAAAACAGAAAAAGGUUGUUUGAAAAAUGCUCAGCCAUGAAGAUAAAGAGAGUCUUUGGAAGUACAAAGUCUUCAAAACCAUGAAACAGCUCUGCGAUGGAGAAACAUAUUUGAUUUCUUUUUACUUUUACCAGCAAAAAAGAGUAAAAACUGACGACUACAUGUGGAAAACAUGAAGACGAAUGUUUCAAAUGCAUGUUGUUUGUGUCAUAACUUUGACCUGCGAAUCUUUGAAUUUUAGUCAUGUCUCCUUCAAGAACUGCCCAAAGAAUUUGUGAAUAAUGCAAAGACAGAAAUGCAAAAAAUAUGAAAAUGCAGAAUAAUUGUGCAAAAACCCGUGCAACGGAGGAUUUCAGUUAGUUACAAAAUAACGACACAAGGUAAAGAAGGAGCAGCAUGGAGGAGGAGAGGAGACAAAAUGAAGCAAAGGGAGGGGCAAAUUAAAGCAGAGAGAGAGGAAGUAUGGGGAAGGGUAGGUGUUGGUGGGUGAGGGGGGUGAGGAGCAUUUGAGGAUUCAUCUCUUGCUGGAUAAUUCCCAGGAGGAUCUCUCUCCCACACUUGAAAGCUGUGAAGUGUGCGGUUCUGCUCGUACUCCUCCUGGUAAUUGGAAGAGGAGAGGAGAGGAGGGGGGAUGGGGGGGUAGGCAGGUAGAGGAGGGAGAGAUGGAGACGGGGGAGACAGGAGGAAGAGGAGAAGGUGGCUGAAGCAGGUAAAAAAUUGGAGGAAGAGGCUGAGAGGUUAAACUAACGAGGAGCUGAGGAGGGAGCGAAUGAUCCACCUGACUCCAGCCUCUCUUUCUUCACUGUUUUUUUUUCCUUUUAGGCGUAUAUGUCCUUUAUUUUUGCUCAUUAGCUCACUCCUCUGUAUUCUCUCUCUCUUUUUCACUGUCCUCACACCUCCCUCACUCCUUCCCUCCUUCCCUCCCUCCCUCCUUUCCUCCCUCCCUUUCACUGGCAAUGGCGUGUCUGUAGUUGCAGGCGGCUUCUGAAACAUGGCCGCAGGCGUUUAAUCAUUGAUGGAGUCACUCCGUGCAGGCAGGCCAGCGGGCAGCCCCGGCUCGCUCACAUGCGUCAGGACCUGCUGAUUCACUCUCUGGGGCCUCUGAUCACGCACACACCAACACACACACAUGCAGACACACAGCAGCAAACAGGGAUGUGUACACACACACACAUGUGGCGGUAUAGCUCACAGACAUAGAUAGAUACAGCCUGAAUGUGUGUGCGCUCAGCCACAUGUGUGUCUGUCUCGUUUCUCCCACCAGAGACCGCAAGGCCCAAUCAGCAGCAGUGAGCUCAAAUAAAAGCAGAAAGAUAAAAGCAAUUUAUUUGACCAGAAGAAGAAGAGAAAAACGUGUUUGCGUUGGCUCCAGGCCUGCGAGCAACGCGUGUCCCUACAGAUUUAUACGUUCUCGGUAAACAUCUGUCUGUGUUGUUCUUUACAAAGUAAAUACACUUAGUGUAUAUACUGUAUGCUCUUCCCUUAUCACUCUGUGCUUUCUUUCUGCGCUGUGGGCUGGCCUCUUUAUACAGAAGUUCCUCCAGUUUACUCAUGAGCUGCAGCGUCUGUCUAAAGCCAUGAAGCAGUGAGCUACAGAAAUUUCAACUACUGUGUGAAUACUACUAACAAUAACUUGGUCCUUUUAAAACUGGAGACACAAGGUGCUAUUAUAUUAAAAUUCAUGCAGAUAAAAAAAACAGUUUAAACAAAAACAAAUGAAUAAAAGAGCCUAGCAAAUAAGACAGGGUCCUAUGAUACAAGGGGGUCUUCAGUGUAGAGACAAACUCUGCUGAUCAGAGGUCUUCUGACAGAGAGCUUCAGAGAUGACCAGAAAACUCCUCAAGGAGCGAUCUGGUGUGUAAAGUGAAAAGAUCCCAAACGUAGGGUGAUACCUGACCAUGCAGGGCUCUAAAAACAAGCAGUCAAAUCUCAAAAUCCCUCCUUCAACUGGCUGGUAACCCGUGGAGAUCAGCAAGAAGAGGAAAAGACUGUGUUGACAAAAACGAGCCUGCAAGACUUUACAGAUUAUAACAGUUUCUAUGGCAGCUGUGUGGUACGACUCUCAAGGCGAUUUCACUCCUCUGGUCUGAAUCAUCGACCCGUUUGUUGCAUUGUUUAUAAUGACCUCAAGUUUGGUCUCUUAUUAGUUGGUAUUCUUGACGUUUAUGAAUACAUAGUAAACGGGUAUGACACUCUAUCCACAUUAUUUUACAAAAAAAUCCCCAAACAACAAUUGCAGCUGGAGAUGUGCACUGUACAAAUAAUUGUGUCACUUCGUACAUGGCUAUUACUAAUAGCAUCUUACUGAACUUAGGCAGCUCCACUCUAAAAACACUCUCAAACCUCUAAAACCAAACAGGGCUACAUGAAAAUGGCUUGCAUGUGGACCACAGAGUUUUUUUUACAGGAACAAGAAGAUGCUACAGCCCAGUUUAAGAGCAUCAGUCUCAAAAGUGGGUGACAGAGUCACAAAUUGAACAGAUCGACAGAUGGAGAUUAAAAAAGCCUAAAUACUGCUGUCACGACUAUCACUAUGUAUAUGAACUUUAAUAUUACGGAGAUUCAUUGAUAAGACUAACCUCACUCAUGUUCUGCUUCUUUUUAAUAAAGGCAGAAAAAAACAGUACCAGGUGAUAUCUCCAUAACCCUCAUCAGCACACAGACUUGAUGAUGUGCAGCAUCUUCUUUUAAUGAAGAAACCCUCAUCACUGCAAAAGGCUGACUCCAGCAGGACCUCUCAGUGUUAUUAUUGUCGGCACGAGCGAUUAUUAAGAACAACAAAGAAGGAAAAGUACAAAAAAAUAUGAUUUUUUAGCUGCAGGACAAAAUUUCCUCCAUGCAAUUAUACAUUCUGAUCGUAUAUCUUGUCAUUUUACAGAUAGUAAUGAGUUUUUUAAGUACAUUGUUUUGGUGAUGCCAAAGAUGGCUGUUAUUGUGGCUAAGUUAUUUCUGCAGCAGAUUUUUUGUUGCUGCAGAAUCCAGCAGUAAAGUCGUGCAGCCUCUUCCUCUCAGUAUAUGGCAGUCUCUUUCUUUUUUAUGGAUGAUGCUCAGUGCACUCCUGUUGAAUUCUGCAGGAGCAGGUACAGCUUAUCAUUUCCCUUCCUCCCUCCCUCCCCUGUUCUCUGUCUGUCUGUCUGUCUGUCUGUCUGUCUGAUUGUCUGUCUGUCUGUCUCACAUCCUGAUCAGAGAGUUUUUUUAUUAUUUUAUUUCUCUGCGGAUUAAAGCCAGACCCUGUGGAGUAGAAACCCAAUCUCUAUCACUCCUCCUUCUCUUCUCACCCUUUCCCCCCCCAUCAAAUUCACCCCUUUACUCUUCCCCCCACGCCCUUCCCCUUCCAACCAAACCAGUCUCCACCCUGAAAUGGAUGGAUUAAUGACCUCUCCUGUCUCUCGCAUGCAGCAUCACCUACAGCGCUGUCUGUCUGUCUGCAUGCCUCCGUACGUGUGCGUGUGUGUGUGUCGUUAUCUUUUGUCUUUCUGCUGGAUGAUUGGCAUUCUGUGCGUGUCUGUGUGUGAGUGUGUACCUAUGCAAUCCACUCUGUUGUAAUCACUGAUGCUCUGUCCUGCAUGGUGAGUCAUAGUGGAGGACCCGUCCAGAGCUGUGCAUCUUAGAGAAGAGAGAAAACAUACCAAACAGUCUGCAGUGCUUAUGUGAUUGCUUCCAUUAAAGUGAUUAUGCAAUCAGCAGCAGAGAGUCAUGCAGGCAGACAGGCAGGCAGAGCUACACAGACAGACAGACAGACAGACAUGCAAGAAGGGGGGGUAGAUGUAAAACACACACAAACACGCACACACACAUAUGCACACACAGCGCUCGGGCAGGCAGGGGGAAUCUCUCUCUUGUUAAUAAUCAUUAUGAAACGGCUUCACGUGGAGCGCUUGCCUCUCCGCGCUCAGCGUGACGGCAGGUCUGUCCUGGCAACCUCCCCAGGCAAACACACACCUACUCAUCACUCUCCCCUCUUUCUUCACUUCCCCCUCUCCUUCCACCUCCUCUUCUUCUGACAAUAUUUAUCUCUCUCUGUGCCUCCUCGUAUCCUCCCUCCUGCACUCUACCCUGGUUUUUAGGAAGGCAAACAAAUGGAAACGAACCAAAGAGAUGCGGAGCGCCAAGUCCAGCAGGGAUGGUGUGCAGGGAUUCAGUUUCUCUUUCUUCUCACUAGUUUCACCUCCAAUCGCUCUGUUUUUGCCCAAACUCUGUCAGUCACAAUUUGCACUACCAAAACAAAGCUCCAUCAUCUUUGCAUCUUUGUGCUUUUACUCAGAACCUAGUAAUGGCGUUGUGUGGUUUUGCAGAGGCAAAAUAGUUCUGGCUUUACAUACAUGCACUAAAGCUUCUUAAACACAUGAACCCUGGACUUUACCUUCAAACUUUCAGGGGAAUUGUGUAGCUCCACUACUAAUAAGCUGUAUUCAAAUCAGUGUUCAAAUCUCUGAAGUAUUUACCAGAUAAGAUAAGAUAAGAAGAACUUUACUUACCCCCGAGGGGAAAUUUGAUUGUUUUUAAUCUGAAAUUUUGUUUUCAGUCAGAUUAUUUAGGAUAAAAUGAUAGACACAUGCUCAGAGAGAAACUACAACAGAUGGUGAAAAUCAAAGUUCUGAUGCAGUUUUUGAACAUUGACCCAACAAAUGAUUAAUCAGUCUGUGCAGCCGAAUUUCUUUGUUGAGUGUGCUUUACUGUAUGACCACUGUGACUUUACAAAGGUCUCAGUUUUGUUUUCUUUCCCAUCACACAACAGAGAGCCAGAUUUGCUAGAAGCCAAUGAUAAGCGUGACAAAACUCAGCUGAGCCACACCACCCUGAGCUGGCAGUUCAAAAACCCACAAAACACCCCAAAGCUUUUCACUGACAAAAAAGGAAACAGGGAGCAUCAGGGUGAGCUAGUUUGAAAAAUAAGGCUUUUCCACAAGUUUACAGUUUCCUGGUAACUUCUGUUUAGAAACGGUCUGACUGGAAAUACUAGCUGAAGCCCUCUUUGACGUUUGAGUACCGAAACAAACUUAAGUCUCACUUUUCUCACCUGGCUCUCAUUUUUUCUUUCUUCUUCUUUCAGCCAAGAAAGCAGCAGACGGCUCUGUGAUCGCCAACGGCUACUGUGACUUCUGCCUCGGAGGCUCGAAGAAGACGGGCUGUCCUGAAGACCUAAUCUCCUGUGCAGACUGUGGACGCUCAGGUAGGACACCGCUGGAGGGAAUGGUUGGCAGGAGGAAGGCGGUCCUUUGUUGAUGCGCAGAUUUCAUGCUGUUGAGAAUAGACUUCUUAUUGAAACAAAUGAAAGUUUUGAUUCCUGUUUUACAAAAAAGUUGGACCAUACCGGUAUCCCUGCUUGUUGCCCAGCUACAAAUCAUGUACAAAUACUCAACCUCAUUAAAAGCCAACUGUUGAAAUGAGUUUUUGAGGAUUUUCUUUUCUUUUGAGUACAGUUUGAAAAAAAAAAACUUCUGCAGACACUAAAAACUGACCACGGAUGACUUUUUCUAAAACGAUGGUGGCCCUGAAGGACACAAAACCUACAGUACAAACAUGCAUGUUUCAAACUAACAACAACAACAAAAAAAUAGGCAGAAUUACUUUGUAUCGACGAUAACUUACAUCAUAGUUAAAAACACCUGUGGAAUUUGCAAAGGCAGUCAGGGGUGUCACUUUUGAAUCUUAUUGUCCUUGCAGGCUGCUGUUACGGCUUUUAUCACUACUGUCAUGUUUAUGAGUUUCUGUAAGUGUAAUUUUGUUGCACUGCAUCACCCCUCAGUGGUGUAAUGUCACAAACUUUGCUGUGAGUUUUUGCUGAUUCUUCUUUUAUUUAUUUAUUUUUUUAAAUCUGGUUUAUUAUAAUGUUAUAUUGGUGUCACAUGUCAGCCACCCUAAAAAUAAACGAAACGUCAUAAAACCCUGUCUGCUGCAGACUUUUUAAUCCUGGCUUCAUGUUCAGUAUCCUGCUGCACAGUUAUGAUAUUAUAAAGCAUUGUCUAUUUCUAUGAGCAGACAGAGUAUGCUGUGAUUUUAACUUCAGAAGAGCUGAAGUUUAUUUUUUAAAUGUGAUUGCAUUUUAUUUAUCUCAGUAUAAGUCUCCAUGUUUUUGUUAAUGAAAGUGUUUGUAUCCAUUACUGCUGUAUGCAUUAACUGCAGUGUAUGCGGUGCACAUUUUGUUUACUUAAUAACUGAUUGCAUGUACUGUACAUACCUAUAUUUCCGCCUUAUGUUUCUUUUCAACUGGAAAUAAAAACAUGUGAAAAGAUGUACGUGAUUUGUAGUGAAUGGGCUGCAGCUUGCAAACACUGGUAUGGUCCUCGACUGUAAAAACACCCACUAAGAAGAAAUAUGGAGGUCAGAAAAUGAGGAUGAUAUAACAGUAUUUCUAUUGUCAUGUUCAUAGAAUAGCAAGUACCAGGAAGCGGUGUAAUAAUAGGACAAGAAGAGCCACAGAGAGGGAGAAAGACUGCAUUUUCUCUUUUACAUCUGAAGUAGACUGCAGUGGAGGGGGUCACUGUUGUUUUGAACUGUGAUAAGACUUGUUCAACAAUUUAAUAGUCCCUAGUAUAAAAAGAAAUAUAGCUGAGGAAAUCAAGUAUAUAUAUUUUUGAGAAGAUCUGCAAAGAGUCACUGAUAAAUAUCCUAAUGAAGCAGACGGGGCGGGGGAUUGGUUCAGCAGUUGCUGAUGAAUGACUCCUCAAGGUGCAGGGAGUAAUGGUUAAAAAAAAAAAAACAUUGUAUGGAUGUGUGUGUGUGUGUGCCCGUGUGUGUGUGUGUUUGUACAUAUAUAUGUGUGUGUGUGUGUGUGUGUGUGUGUGUGUGUGUGUGUGUGUGUGUGUGUGCGCCCAGGCCACCCAUCCUGUCUGCAGUUCACAGUGAACAUGACGGCUGCGGUGAGGACUUAUCGCUGGCAGUGCAUCGAGUGCAAGUCCUGCAGUCUGUGUGGCACCUCUGAGAACGACGUAGGAUCGCACUCUAUACUACAUGUUAGCACUAGACACAUGUGGCUGCACACACACACACGUGCACACUCACUUACACACACACCACAUGACACAACCGCAGACAUGCUGUAGAACAUGGAUGUAGUCUCAGCAGCGUCACUCGAUGGUUUCUGAAGUCCAGUAAUGGGAGUCACCAUGUUGAAAAUGCUGACCCAACCUGCAGCUCAGGGGAUCUGAAACACCUACAAAAGUGUCACGUCAAAAGGACACACCCACACUCAACUUUCAGCUGUAGUCUAAUCAGAAACACUUGAGCUAUAAAUAAAUUUACUGUGUACAGAGUAUAUAGAUAAAGUAAUAAAAGGGUUUAAGUACCAGGCUGUCUAAUUAAAAUAAGCAUUUUAAUAUGGGGUCUUAUGGACUUUGAUGCUGGCCUUAUUUUUCUGCGGCAGAGCCCCCCUUUUGGUGGUAUACUACACUGGAAAACUGAAAAACCUGUUGCACAACUUAGAACUUUUUUUUCACUUUUACCUUACCUGUCCUCUGCAUGAUACAGCUUCUCUUAGAGAAUCACAGCAAAACUGAAAAAUACAUUACCCAUGGUGCACUGAGAGAGAGAGAGAGAUCUAAGUGAAACAAAGACAGCAGCAGUGUUAGCAUAGCUCUGACAGAUGUCAUAUUACAUUUUCUGACUGAACCAUCUAUUAAGUGCAGAUAUUAAAACAUAAUUUAGAUAUUAAACUGAAAGUAGCUCCAUCAUCACACACCAAAAAGGGAAGGAGAAGACAUACAGGAACUUGGAGCUCUGUUUAUGUCUUAUAUCAUUAAAUUCGAUCAUAAGUUAGUUUAGAUUCACAAGCUUUUCCUGACUCUCCACCACUCCAUUACUCUCUGCCAUCCGUUAUCCAGUCAGCCUCACGGGAAUUAAACAGAUUUGAUCCUUUUGGACACACAAAUUUAGACAUGCAUAUGCCAUAAGAUGUAAGAGAGAGGGGGCUGUGGCUUUAAGUUUAAAGACAUGCUUUCAUUGAAAUGGCCAGCAGGGGGUGACUUAAAAGAUCGUAAAUCAAAGUUUGAUUCUUUGAUGAGAAAUAAGUUAACUUUUUACCUUCAGUAUAAAUCAGUCAUUUUAAUGCAACAUUUUUUUUUAAUAUGAUGUUGAUAUUUUUAAUGAAGCUGUGAGUAAAUGAGUGCUUGUUUUGAAGAGUGGCUAACCAUAACGAGACACACCAGUGAGCAUCCUCCGUGUUCAAAUUUAUUCAUUUAUUUAUUUGUUGACUCAACAUGGACAUACAGCAACAUCGAUGCUGAAUAACUUAAGUAUGCACAGCUUACAGAUACACUGCACAAUGAUCAAUAGUAAAAAAAAAAAAAAAAGGGGGGGGGGGGGGGGUUAAAGGGGCUUUCACAAACCAAAGGGUGGGGUCUCUGUGACUACGUCCACUUCUUGAACAGACACUUUGAUGGUUUGAUAUUUUCUGAGCUUUUCUCCAUUUUUUCACUGCUCACGAAAGAGCAACAGCUCAGAUAUAUAAAGCGGCAUAUAUCCAUAUCACACAUACCCAUGAUUUAUAUUUAUUUAUAUUGAUUAAGACACACAUUCUCAAUACUCCACACAUGUACUGAUGUCCACAUCAAUGAUUCUCAGACCCGUCCUGACAUGAUAACAUGUGUUAAUAUGAGUUUUUCUCCUCUGUUUUAGGACCAGCUGUUGUUCUGUGAUGAUUGUGACAGAGGCUACCACAUGUACUGUCUGAGCCCCCCCAUGUCUGAACCUCCAGAGGGUAUGUAUGAUAUGAUAGCCUUUAGUUACAUUUACUCCUCACUAAAACGUCUAUUCUCUUCUGCCUCAGUCCACUUGUUCAGUUUAGUCCUCUACCUCUGGUCUUGGUGUUUUAGAUCAUUUCGAUGUUAGUUCUCUGAAAGCAGCUCUCAGCACUUGAUAUGGGAAGCAAGAAUUAUACACAUUGCAUGCACACUGUCAAGGCCAAUAUUGACAUUACGGCCACCUUAACAACUGCACAACCUAUAAAUGAAUACACUGCUGCAGCACAUUUAGCUCUCACACAUAUAUCAACCUGGUAUAUAUACACACAUUAUCCCAGUAAGAGUUUCAGUAUUCAGUCGUAUCAAACAUGAGCCAAGAAUCAAAACAUUUUCUCCAACCUUAGACCAGAACUGACCCCAGAAUCUCAGUUUCUUUGUCACUGCUGUCCUGGCGUCCUUCAGCCCAGGAUCUUACCAGUAGUACUGGGAUCUUGGGGUCAGUUCAGGUCCAUUAAAACAGAAGUGAGGACAGAUGAUUGUCAAUAAAUCGAUUCAGUUGGAUCACCUUAUAAAGUUUUAACUGAAUCUUUACUAAACUGUGCGUGUAAACACACUGAGCAACAGCGUCAUUGACUUUGAGAAGUAAGUGUAACUAACCUGAACUUUAAACCCAGCCCUAAAGAAGAAUGACAGCCAAAACAGAGGGAAGAAAAACCCUCUUAACACACCUCACACCACAGGAUACUCCGACAAGAUCCUCCUCACAACCGUACGACAAUCAGGCUUUUGUUGGUGUUUGUCAAAAGUGAGGCUUCAGGCCAAAAUCAGUGAGAUAAUCUUGUAGUGUGCACCCUGGGAGGUGUUACUUAUUGACAGCCCCGCAAAUAACUCUGAGAAUACGGGCAGCGUUAAGAGGAACGACCACAGACCGGAGGUUUCCAAAGUGUUUUUAAGAAGGUUUCCUGGAUUUACAGACCUGUGUUUGAUCAUACGUCUCUGCUGGGCUCCGCUGAGGACAGUUUGGUGUUUGCACUGAAUUAUGUAACUGUCUGUGCUGUAGGUGGGAGACAAUCACUGAGGAGAGUGAAAACCUGGGGCCAGCAUAGUCAGGCCGUCUCUGAGUUGACUUUUAGGAGUGAAAUAAUGAAAAGAGUGGCUGAAUUGGGACAGAUGGAGGUCUGGGUCUCUUUGUGGGAUGGUUUUAAUCUGGAUGAAAGAAGCAGGGCUGGUUCCCUCUGCAGCACUGGAGCAGGUACAGCCAAUCAAAGUGAGCUGUCAUUUCUCCUCUCCUCUUAAGAUGGCUGCCGUCGGAUAUUUGAUUGUGUUGUCAUGGUAAUGAGUGGUAGGAGAGAUAAUCUGUUUCCAUGGCAAAAAUGUCACUUGUCUGAACAUACACAGCAGUGCCACUCGUGUUCGACACUCACCAACAGUGUCACGCUCUGCCCACACAUGCAAAGCUCCUGAUCAACAGGAAAAUUCAACAGCAGGAUUCAGUCUGCAGAGGAGACCCAACGCUUGGCAAACUUAUAUUUUUAAACGCACUCCUGUGUGUUUGAUGCUCAUAAAACACCUUGAGGCUGAGUACAGCAGGGUGCACACGCACUUUGAAGUCUAAAAGGUUGAGAUUCACAUUUAAACAUCCAUCUGAAGUUGAUGUUUAAUUAAUGUCACAAAUCCCCUGCCCAAAUCCAAACUAAACUAGUCGUCAAAUCCCCGGCAUCCGCACACCACGGGCACAGCUUGUGGUGUUUCAACACGCAGCUUUAAUUUACAGUAUUACUUAAUGCUCUGUCUAAAAUGAGGCAUUAAUCCACAAGGCUUUACAAUAGCAGUGAUUGAACUUCUGAUCUGUUUGUGUGUGUGUGUGUGUGUGUGUGUGUGUGUGUGUGUGUGUGUGUGUGUGUGUGUGUGUGUGUGUGUGUGUGUGUGUGUGUGUGUGUGUGUGUGUGUGUCGUACAGGGAGCUGGAGCUGUCAUCUGUGUCUGAGACAACUGAAGGAAAAGGCCUCAGCCUACAUCACCCUCACUUAAUCUGCUGGAGCUGAGCCUCAUCCUCUUGGCCCUUCAUCCUCUCCCAAAACUCCUCUUCAUCCCCCUUCGCUGCCCCCUUGUCCUCCUCCUUUUCCCCCUCCUCAUUCCACCCUGGUGACCUUUGACAUGUCCGAGCACACUGCACUCAUCUUUGGACGUCCUCCCCGAUGUGCUCGACCUGACCCCGCCCCCCAUUUCCUCACCCGUCCCGCCUUUCUUGCUCCGUCUGGACUAAGGGAUUCAUCAGCUGGCAGUAAGUUUGCUAGCAAGAUACUCACUCCAGUCUGCCAAGGGCACUUCAGAGGCAGACUACUCCACAGGAACCCUCUUAAGGGCCCUCAGAAGAGCCCUAAUGAUCUUCAGCUGCAACUCCGUCAAGUGUGAGUGAGAAUUAAUAGGAUGGAUAGGUGUAAGGCCGAGGACAGGGCAUGGGAGACUCUGCAAAAACCACGGAGCCGUAUGUUUCAGCGUUAGCCAACUGUGAAAUAUACACUAACCAAAAUUUCACCCCCUCCCUCAGUCCUUUCCUGCUCCCAGCAGAGACCAGGCGUUGGACUCUUGUGUUUGUCUGCAGGGCCGGCUGCCUCUGUGCAGGCAGGAGGGGAAGAAUUGUACAGAAUUCAGACUGAUUCUCUAUCUCCACCCUGAAAAUCCCUCCUCCUCACUGCCGAACAAUGAGCAUUAG
Molecule: messenger RNA, 53630 nt
Organism: Xyrichtys novacula (pearly razorfish)
Lineage: Eukaryota; Metazoa; Chordata; Actinopteri; Labriformes; Labridae
Source: the annotation of a GenBank genome assembly